Messenger RNA from Bactrocera oleae (olive fruit fly), 54978 nucleotides. The record is from RefSeq and is a predicted model, not a curated record. NCBI's taxonomy places the organism in Eukaryota, Metazoa, Arthropoda, Insecta, Diptera, Tephritidae.
UCGCCAACGGCGCGCGUACGGUGCGGAUCUCUUUCUUUGCUUUGAACGGACGUUUGCGUGUCAUAAAUACAUAUAUACACAUAUUUAUACAUACUCAACUGCCAAUACUCACAUACAUAUAUAAAAUAUAUUCGCUGGAAUAUAAAUUUGAAGUGUUCAAGUAAAGUGAAAGAUUCGUCUGCAAAGUGCCUGUAAAAUACAGAAAUUCUUUGAAAUUUCUGAAAAUAGUUGAGCCGUGCAAAAAAGCCAAGCUACAUUUAAAUUGUGUUCAGAAAUUUGACGGCAAAAUCAAAUUUUGUUCGUCGAAUUCAAAUUGUUGAUUGUGUUCAAAAGUGUGUCUGGUGUUUGGAAUUUAAAUGAGAAAUUCGUAAAUCCUAAUUUUUUAUCCUUCCCGAUUGCAGUGAAAGUUUCGAUUUGCACAAAAAGCAAAUUCAAAUCAAUUCUACAGCAAUAGAAAAUAACACACCUAAGAAAUUCACAAAAUAAAUUUUUAAAAAUAAAGUGCAAAAAUUUACAACAGCAAAAAUUUGCAAAGAAAAGAAAAUUGUGUUCAAGUAAUAGUCGGAGCGCUCUGCGCAGUCUCCAAGCAAAGUUAACUUUUCGAUUUCGGAUUUCGAUUUGGAAUUAACUGUGUCUCGAAGCGUGUGUCUCGCUGUGUGUGUGGAGUAGCGCGCGGCCGGUGACAGAAUGUAUUAAAUUCGGAUUCGAUUGCAAGAAAGUUAUGCAAAAAUGAGAAUAUUUUUGCCACUAGUCACGUGGAUAGUGCUACUUUCGAGUACAGUACAUUCACAAAUCAAAACGAUACGAUCGGACCAAGCGCAUUUGAAAAAUAGCCGUUUUGGUGGCGAAGUAUUUUUCCUAAAUCUUGAAGAUGGCUAUUUCGGCUGUCAAGUUAAUGAGUCUACAGAUUAUUUACAAUUAUACGAAUUAUCGAAAUUAUGCGACGGCAGGCGAGAUUGUUUUCUCGGUGCCGAUGAGCUGAGAGAGGAGCUCAAAUGCACAAAUGACUGUGAUAAGGAAGGCACUCAGUGCACGAAUGGUGUUUGCCUAAAUGGCGUUUGCCAUUGUAACGACGGUUUUGGCGGUUGCAAUUGCAGUGAGCGAGAUGAAAACGAGUGCAAAUAUCGUCCAUGCGAUGUGUUUGCGCACUGCAUCAACACGCUUGGCAGCUUCACGUGUACCUGCUUUCCCGGCUAUCACGGCAAUGGGCUUCACUGCGAAGAUAUCGACGAAUGCCAAGAUCCUACGAUAAGAGCGCGUUGCGUCGAGAACGCCGAGUGCUGCAAUCUGCCAGCACACUAUCUCUGCAAAUGCAGGGAUGGCUAUGAGGGCGACGGCGAGGUGCUGUGCACAGACCUCAACGAGUGCCAAAGUCCCACUGCCUGCGGUACUGGUGCGCAAUGCAUCAAUACGCCCGGCAAUUACACCUGCGCAUGUCCCGAAGGCUACCAUGGCGAUCCAUAUUAUAGCUGUACGGACAUCGACGAGUGCACACAUCCGAAUGCCUGCGGUCCAGGUGCCAUCUGUACGAACCUCGAGGGCGGUUAUCGCUGCGACUGCCCAGAAGGUUACGACGGUGAUGCGCGCUCGGCGAACGGCUGUGCCGACUAUGAUGAGUGUGCACGUUCGCCAUGUGGACGUAAUGCGCAGUGUCUGAAUAACGACGGUAGCUUCAAGUGUAUCUGCCCCGAUGGCUAUGCGGGUGAUCCCAGUCAAGGUUGUGAAGAUAUCAACGAGUGCCAGGACAAUCCUUGUGGCGAGAAUGCGAUUUGCACCGACACCGUCGGCAGCUUUGUCUGCACCUGUAAAACAGACUACACCGGUGAUCCCUUCCGUGGCUGCACGGACAUCGAUGAGUGCACCGCACUGGAGAAACCUUGCGGCACCCAUGCUAUAUGCGAAAAUGCCGUACCCGGCUACAAUUGUAAGUGUCCACAGGGCUUCGAUGGAAAACCAGACCCGAAAGUGGCCUGCGAGCAGGUCGAUGUGAAUAUACUUUGUCGCAGCAGUUUCGAUUGCACCAACAAUGCGGAAUGCAUUGAGAAUCAAUGUUUCUGUUUGGAUGGCUUCGAACCGAUUGGCUCCAGUUGUGUUGACAUCGAUGAAUGUCGCACGCAUGCGGACGCCUGUGGCGUGCACGCACAAUGUAUAAAUACGCCCGGCUCGUUCCGUUGCGAUUGUGAGGCUGGCUUUGUUGGCACACCACCGCGUAUAGCUUGUAAGGAACCAUGUGAGGAUGUGCACUGUGGUGAACAUGCUUACUGCAAACCGGAUGGCAAUGAGGCUUAUUGUAUUUGCGAAGACGGUUGGACUUUCAAUCCCAGUGACAUCUCAGCCGGUUGUGUGGAUAUUGACGAGUGUGAUGCGGUACAUGGUCCCUUUGGCAGUUGUGGUGUUAAUGCGACGUGCACGAACACGUUGGGUAGCUUUAGUUGCGCGUGUCCAUCUGGCUUUUCCGGCGAUCCGCAUGCCAAAUGCGUCGACGUGGAUGAAUGUCAUGUGGGCAAUAAGUGUGGUGAAGGUGCGGAAUGUGUUAAUAUGAAUGGCGGUUAUACCUGCCGUUGUCCCGCCGAUUCGAUCGCCGAUCCAGAUCCCACGGUGCGUUGCGUGCCGAUUGUUACGUGCGUCUCGAACAACGACUGUCCUGGUAAUGCAAUUUGUGAUGCGGAAAAGCGUUGUCUAUGCCCACAGCCAAAUAUCGGCAACGAUUGUCGUCAUCCUUGUGAAGCGGUUAAUUGCGGCACACAUGCACAGUGCAUGUUGGCCAAUGGCCAAGCGCAAUGCUUGUGUAUCGAAGGUUAUACGGGCAGCCCCAAUACGCCCGGCGGUUGUAAUGACAUCGACGAAUGUAAGACGAGCCCAUGCCAAGCGAAUGCAAUUUGUACGAACACAGCUGGUGGUUAUCUCUGCCAGUGUCCAAGUGGAUCCAACGGUGAUCCAUACCGUGAGGGCUGCACCGCAGGAAAAAUCGCAUUCACUUGUUCCGACUCAAAUCCCUGCCGGCCGGGUGAAACCUGCGUCACAGACUCAUAUACCGGUAGUGGUGUGUGUAUUUGUCGACAAGGCUACGAACGCAAUACAGAGUCGGGUCUUUGUCAGGAUGUGGAUGAGUGUUCACCGAGUCGCCAGAAGGCGGCUUGUGGACUUAAUGCGCUUUGUAAAAAUCUACCCGGCAGUUAUGAAUGUAAGUGCCCACAAGGAUUUAGCGGCAAUCCCUUUGUUAUGUGCGAGCAAUGCAAGUCACCGGAAUGUCAAUGCCAGCCACCAUACAAGCUGGUCGGCAACAGCUGCAUACUCGCCGAUUGCUCAAAGGAUAAAAAAUGUCCUAACGGUGCUGAAUGUAUUUCAAUCGCUGGUGGCGUUAGCUACUGUGCCUGCCCGAAAGGCUAUAAGACCGGACCCGAUGGUUCGUGCGUUGAUGUGAAUGAAUGUGUGGAACGUGACUCGCAAGUGUGCGCUUUUGGCGCUGAAUGUAUUAAUAUACCCGGCAGUUUCACGUGUGCAUGCCCUGAGGGCUAUAACGGGGAUCCUUACCAUGGACUCUGUGCACCAGCGCAACGUAAAUGUGCUGCCGAUAAGGAAUGUAGCACGAAUGAGAAAUGUGUACAACCUGGCGAAUGUGUCUGUCCACCACCAUUCUUCUUGGAUCCCUACGACAACAACAAAUGUAAGAGUCCUUGCGAACGAUUUCCUUGUGGCAUCAAUGCCAAGUGCACACCAACAGAUCCACCACAAUGUAUGUGUGAACCAGGAUUCAAAGGUGACCCGCUUAUGGGUUGUACCGAUGAGGAUGAGUGUGCGCACUUGCCUUGCGCUUAUGGCGCUUACUGUGUUAAUAAGAAAGGCGGUUAUCAGUGUGUUUGCCCAAAAGGUUUCACAGGUGAUCCAUAUAAGAGCGGUUGUAUUCUGGAAACCGGCGUGCCGAAGAGUAAGUGCACUGCUAACGAAGACUGUGCAAGCAAUUUGGCUUGUGUGGAAGGAACUUGUGUGUCGCCAUGCUCCAGCUUACUAUGCGGACCCAAUGCCUUCUGUGAGACUGAAAACCAUGCCGGCUGGUGUCGUUGCCGCGUCGGUUAUAGCAAAGAUCAAAACGGUGAUUGUGUAUCACAAUGUAAGGAUAUUAUUUGUGGUGAAGGCGCUCUCUGUAUACCAACGGCAGAGGGACCAACUUGUAAAUGUCCACAAGGUUCCUUCGGUAAUCCAUUCCCAGGUGGCUCCUGCUCGACGGAUCAAUGUAGUGCCUCACGUCCAUGCGCUGAGCGUCAAGUUUGUAUCAAUGGCCGCUGUAAGGAACGCUGUGACGGCGUGGUAUGUGGCAUUGGUGCCACUUGUGACAGGAAUAGUGGCAAAUGUGUUUGUGAACCCAAUUUCUUCGGUAACCCAGAUCUCGUGUGUGUUCCACCUGUUAAAUAUGCUGAAUGUGAGCCAAAGUGCGGUGAAAAUGCGCACUGUGAGUAUGGUUUUGGCAAUAGUGUAUGCGCUUGCAACCCUGGCACGACGGGCAACCCCUACGAAGGUUGUGGUCCACAAAACAAGAAUAUUUGUGCACCCAAUAGCUGCGGUACGAAUGCUGAAUGUCGCGCUGAUGGCCAACAAAUCAGUUGUAUCUGCCCGCAAGGGUUCACUGGUAAUGCCUACGUGGGCUGCCAAGAUGUGGAUGAGUGUGUAAACAAACCUUGUGGUCUGAAUGCGGCCUGCCUCAAUACACACGGCGGUUUCGAGUGUCUCUGCCUUUCUGGAUUCGCUGGUGAUCCAUUCAGCAGUUGCCAACCUGUCGAUACUGUUUUCUGUAAUGAUGCUGAUAGAUGCGAAUGUAACGCACGCGUCGAAUGCCCUGAUGGCUACACUUGUGAGAGCGGUAAGUGCAAGAAUCUGUGCUCAAAGACCGCUUGCGGCCCAAGAGCUGCCUGCGAUGGCGGUAAGUGUAUUUGUCCACUCGGUUAUAUCGGUGAUCCAUACGACACCACUAAUGGGUGCACCAUCCGUGGUCAAUGUAAUAACGAUGCAGAUUGUAAGCACUCGGAAAUUUGUUUCCAAUUGGGCAAAGGUUUGCGCAAAUGUGUUGAUGCCUGCUCAAAGAUUCAGUGCGGUCCGAAUGCGCUUUGCGUGUCAAACGAUCAUCGUUCGUCUUGUAUUUGUACUGAUGGUUAUUUCGGCAAUCCAAGCAAUCUACAGGUGGGUUGCCAACCCGAACGAAAAGUUCCAGAUGAAGAGGAUAAAUGCAAAUCGGAUAGCGACUGUGAAGCGGGCUACUCGUGUACACCUGACAUGCACGGCACCAAAGAAUGUAUCAACCGUUGCUCGAAGGUCGUUUGUGGCACGAAUGAAGUGUGCCACAUUGAUGCGAAUGGACAUGCGCUAUGCAACUGUGCAGAUAGCUUUGUUUGGAAUCCCGUCACUUCAUCUUGUGAAAAGCCUUCACUGCCUGACUGUACUAGUGAUACAGACUGCCCAGCUGCUUCUGCCUGUAGACCCGACGUAGUCGGUGUACUCAAGUGUGUCUCAAUCUGCGAUGAAUUUACAUGUCCGGCCAAUUCGGUUUGUCUAGCGCUUAAUCACCAAGGCCGUUGUGAUUGUCUGACCGGCUACGUUGGCAAUCCAAACGAUCGAAAUGGCUGCCAGCCUGUGACGAAGAAUCAAUGUCGCACCAAUGCAGAAUGCGCCGAAUCAGAAGCAUGUGUAAAAUAUGGACCCACUGACAGUCUCACUUGCCGACCAGCUUGUGAAAGUGUUAAAUGUGGUCCACGUGCCGUAUGCAUCACUAAUAAUCACAUCGCUCAAUGCCAAUGUCCACCAGGACCAUAUGCUGGCGAUCCAAAUGAUCCAUUCAAUGGCUGCCAGAGCGUACCUUGUGUCUACAAUCAUGACUGUCCACCGACCAAAAUGUGCAACCGUAUGACACAUACCUGCUACGAUGUCUGCGAUGAAGAAUCCUGUGGAGAGAACGCCAUAUGUAUUGCUGAAGAUCAUCGUGCCGUAUGUCAAUGUCCACCAGGCUUUAAAGGAAAUCCCAUGCCUGAAGUGGAGUGCACAAAAGUCAGCGGCUGUCAGCCCGGCACAUGUCAUCAUUCCGCCAUUUGUGAGGUCACACCAACUGGACCAAUGUGCCGCUGCCCGGAAAAUUUCAUUGGUGAACCCGAAACAACCGGCUGUCGUCCCGUUGGCCAAUGUCCAAAUGGCGAUGCCGAUUGUCCAGCGAAUACCAUUUGCGCUAGCGGUCGUUGCAUUGAUCCCUGUGAGAACGCUUGCGGUCAGAACUCCGAAUGUAAGGUGGUUAAUCGCAAACCAGUUUGCAGUUGCCCAUUGAAAUUCCAGCAAAACGGUGAGUCACCUAAAGAGGGAUGUGUACGUUCAGUGUCCAGAUGUAGAUCCGACAUUGAUUGCGGCGGUGAUAUUUGCUAUAAUGGACAAUGUCGAGUAGCUUGCCGCAAUGCAGACGAUUGUUCAGUAGGUGAAAAAUGUUUGAGCAAUAUUUGUGUAAUACCCUGCUUGGACCAUAGUCAGUGUACAUCAGGUUUAGCCUGCUUGGAAGGCCUUUGCGUUCUUGGCUGUCGCAGUAAUAGGGAUUGUCCAUCAGAUCAAUCAUGUAUCAACAAUAAAUGUGCUGAUCCCUGCAAAACGGGCGGUAUAUGCGGUCCCAAUGCGCUGUGCAGCAUCGAUAAACACCUCAGCCAGUGCACUUGCCCCGAAGGAUUCGAAGGUAAUCCCACACCCGAUCAAGGUUGUGUACGUGUACCGGCACCAUGCUUGGCUACCAAUCAGUGCCCAAGCAGUCAUAUGUGUAUCGGCAAUCAAUGUAAUUUGCCAUGUCAAAAGGCAUCGGCUUGCGCAAUCGGCGAACGCUGCUACCAGAAUGUUUGUCGCAAAGUUUGCUACACGAGCAACAACUGUUUGCCUGGUGAAAUUUGUAAUAAUGCCGGCACAUGCCAACCUGGCUGUGACUCCGAUGCUGAUUGUCCACCUACUGAACUAUGUCUCAGCGGUAAAUGCAAAUGUGCUGCCGGUUUUAUUGGCACACCAUUCGGUUGUUCAGACAUCGAUGAAUGUACUGAGGAGCCUUGUCAUCCCACUGCACGUUGCGAGAACUUACCUGGUUCCUAUCGCUGUAUUUGCCCUGAAGGCACAGUCGGCGAUGGUCUAACUCAACAAGGCUGUAUAAAACCAAAGGAAUGUUAUAAGGAUGACGAUUGCGCGAACAAUCUUGCCUGCAUUAAUGAUAAGUGCACAGAGCCCUGCACCAAUACUACUUGUGGACCGAAUGCGCUUUGCAAUGCAGAAAACCAUCAAGCUUCUUGUUAUUGCCCACCCGGACAUUUGGGUGAUCCCAGCGAACAUACAGUCGGCUGCUUCAAGGUCGAAUGUAUCGUAAAUGAGGACUGUGUCAGUGAUAAGGCUUGCGAUGAUGAAACGAAUCGUUGCAUGAAACCUUGCGAUCUUAUUUCAUGCGGUAAAGGCAGUUGUAGUGUUGCAAAUCAUCAAGCCUUAUGUACUUGCUACGAAGGUUACCAGCUUGUAAACAACAACUGCGAAGAUAUCAACGAAUGUCUCUCUCAACCCUGCCAUAGCACAGCUUUCUGCGAAAAUCAACCUGGCACAUUCCAGUGCCAAUGUCCGGAAGGACUGAUAGGCGACCCAAUUAAUGUGGGUUGUCGUGAUCCCAACGAAUGUCUCACCGACUCAGAUUGUCCUUCAAGCGCAAGUUGCCAAAAUGCACGCUGCCGUAGCCCGUGUGAACGCGAGAAUGUCUGCGGCCGUAAUGCCACAUGUUUGGCGCAAUCACACAAUGCCAUUUGCACUUGUCCACCCAAUUCACGUGGUGAUCCAUCCAUUGAAUGCGUCUACAUCGAGUGCUCGGAGAACGAGGACUGUGCCAAUGAGAAAGCCUGCAUGGACUCCAAAUGUAUUGAUUGCUGCUCUCUGCCGAAUGUUUGUGGCACUAAUGCACGUUGCACUGCUCAGAACCAUAUCGGUGUUUGUACCUGUGAAAGCGGCACAACAGGCGAUGCACAACUCGGCUGCGUCGCGCUACAAUAUUGCAACACAGACAGUCAGUGUGCUUCAGGCACAAUAUGUACCAAUGGCAUCUGCGCUUCACUCUGUACUUCCGUGCGUGAUUGCAUCUCGGAUCAAUUGUGCAUACAAGGCGUUUGUCAGCCCACAUGCCGUUCGAACUCUUCAUGCCCCGAAUUCCAGUAUUGUCACAAUAGCAUUUGCACCAAGGAGGUGCUUUGCCGCAACGACGAUGACUGUGAUGUGAAUGAGAACUGUAUACAAGAUACCUAUGGACGCGCUUCGUGCGAGAAUGUUUGUCUGGGUCGCGCUAUUUGCGGACGCAAUGCUGAGUGUACAGCACGUAGCCACACGCCCGAUUGCGAAUGCAAGGAAGGAUUCUUCGGUGAUCCGAAGAGUGGUUGUCGAAAGAUAGAAUGUUCUACGGACGCCGAGUGCUCCAACGAUAAGACAUGCGAUGACCAUAUGUGUAAGAUAGCUUGCCUCAUCGGAGAACCGUGUGGUGAGAAUGCGCUAUGCACUACAGAAAACCAUAAACAGGUCUGUCACUGUCAGCCUGGUUUUACCGGUGAUCCGCGCUUACGUUGUGACGUUGUCGACUUUUGUAAGGAUGCGCCAUGCGGUCCGGGUGCACGUUGCCGUAAUUCGCGUGGUUCAUUUAAAUGUACUUGUCCUCCCGGUUUGGUUGGUGAUCCCUACAAUGAAGGUUGUCGCACCGCGGUGGAGUGUGAAAUUAGCGAAGAUUGUCCCCCGCAUGCUGAAUGCACCAAAAUUAACGGUAUAUCCAAAUGUCAAGAUGUUUGUGCGAAUGUUAAAUGUGGCACGAAUGCCGAAUGUAUACCUAAGGGUCAUCAAGCUCAUUGUGCAUGCCGUAAUGGUUACGACGGUAAUCCCGCUGAUCGGAUUGCCGGCUGUAAGCCACUACCCGUACCAUGUCAAAUGACCAGCGACUGCCCGACCAAUACCUACUGUUCGGAUAGUAUUUGUAAACCUGCCUGCAUACUCGACACCGAAUGUGGCGCUACGGAAGUAUGUCAAGGUGGUCAAUGCGUGAAUCCCUGCCUGCAGGCACAAGCUUGCGGCAUGAAUGCUGAAUGCCACAUACAGACUCACUACAAACAAUGCACCUGUCCAGCUGGUUUCACCGGCAAUCCGGAGGUGGAAUGUGUGCGUAUACCAGUGGCCUGCAAUAGUGAUGUGGAAUGCCACGAAGGCUAUAACUGUCGCGACUCAAUGUGCCAGCCCGCUUGUCAUAGCGACCAAGAUUGUGCCUUGAAUGAGAAGUGUCUACGCGGUAGCUGUAUGCUAACCUGUCGCGUGGACAACGAUUGCUUCCUUGGACAUGUUUGUUUACAUAAUAAAUGCGUUUAUGGUUGUCGUACCGACGAUGAUUGUAGCGCAUCAGAGUCCUGUCGUCACGAUAAGUGCACCAAUCCCUGCCUGGAUAAUCCUUGUGGUCCCAACGCUGCCUGCUCCGUAUCGAAUCAUCGUGCUAUUUGUAGCUGUCUGAAUGGCAUGGUACCGAAUCCAACACCACAAGUCGGCUGUGUACGCAGUCCACCGCUCGAUUGUAAUGAGAAUCGUGACUGUCCCAAUAGUUUGGCUUGCUUUGAGUUUGCCUGCCGACCGCUGUGUGCUGAUAACGCUGGUUGUCUUACCAAUGAACGCUGUCAAGGUGGUGUCUGCAAGCCGCUUUGUCGACGUGACGACGAUUGCCGCGGCAGCGAAGUUUGUUUGGGACUAAGCUGCGUAGCUGGUUGCCGCUCGGAUCAGGGCUGCCCACACGAUCUAUCAUGUGUCAAUCAACAGUGUAUUAAUCCAUGCGCCGAACCCGCUGUAUGUGGCACAAAUGCUGAAUGUUUGGUUAUUGAUCAUCGCAAGCAAUGCACAUGCCCACAAGGGCUUACCGGCAAUGCCGAAGUAUCAUGUAAAGCGCCGCGUACCGCUUGUGCGCGCAACGAGGACUGCGAUGGAAAUCAACUCUGUUACGGUGGCAGCUGUCAAGGUAAAUGCCGCAAUGAUCAAAACUGCUUGGCCGAUGAGCGUUGCAUGCGCGGUACUUGUCGCACCGUUUGCAACACAGAUUCAGCUUGCGCACAAGGACAGAUUUGUGAAAAUCGCGUUUGUCAAAUUGGUUGUCGCAAUGAUCUCACCUGCCCCAGCAGUGAAGCGUGCGUCAACAAAAAGUGCAAGAAUCCCUGCGAGACACCUGGUCAAUGUGGUCAGUGCGCCAACUGCUUGGUGGUCAACCAUGGUGUGCAGUGUAGUUGUCCGAAUGGUUUUCUUGGCGAUGGACUUAGCGGCUGUCAACAGCCACCACAACGCUGCAACUCCAACUGUCAGUGUGACGAAACGAAUACCUACUGCGCCGAUGCCUGUGCGCGCACCGAAGAGUGCGCCUGUGGUCAGGUGUGCACGCGUGGAAAAUGUCGCCAAAAGUGUGGCGCCGGACGUAAUUGUCCACUUGGUCAACUCUGCGAACGCGGCACUUGUCUUGCUGGCUGCAAGGCCAGCUCCGAUUGUCCUACCGAUCAAAGCUGCAUCAAAGGUAAAUGCGCCGAUCCGUGCGCAGAUAAGUCUGCUUGCGGCCGUAAUGCACUCUGCACUGUCUCCGAUCAUCGCAUGCUUUGUUACUGUCCUGAUGGCUACGAAGGUGAGCCCAGCACGGAGUGCGUACAAUUUGAAUGUGCUCAGGAUAACGACUGUGAACCGAAUAAACGUUGUGAUGCGGGUAAAUGUCGCAACCCUUGCUUGGAAUAUGGCGCGUGUGGUGUUAAUGCGCAAUGCCGUGUUGUGGAUCGCAAGCCACAAUGCUCAUGCCCACCCGAUUACUUUGGCACACCCGAAACCGAGUGUCGUCCAGUAGAUGGCGGUUGCGCGAAUCAUCCGUGUGGUGCUAAUUCCAAAUGUACUGAAGUGCCUGGCGGUUAUGAGUGCGCCUGCAUGGACGGCUGCAUGGGUGAUGCUCACAAAGGUUGCGUCUGCGAAGGACAUCUCGUGAAUGCGUGCGCUGAACAACCAUGUGGACAAAAUGCAGCUUGCCGCGUCUUGGACCAUAAUGAAGCGCAAUGUUAUUGCCCCGCGGAAUUCCCCUACGGCGAUGCUUAUGUAGAAUGUUACUUAACACCACCACAAGAGGACUGUCGCACACAAGGUUGCAUUACGGGCGAAUGUGUGCGCCAAGGCGUCGACUACCUGUGCCGGCACGACACCGAACAAUGCACAUCAGACGUCGAAUGUCCCAGUGAGAAAUCAUGCCUGCAAGGACACUGCAUUGAUCCUUGUUCGGUGCGUGGCGUUUGUGGUGCAAAUGCGCUUUGCAAAAGCGUACUACACCGACCGCGUUGCUCUUGCCCCAGUUGCUAUAUCGGACGACCCGAAGUCGAAUGCAAGCCGGAUCCCAAAUGCACCGACGGCACAACGCUGCAACCGCGUGACCCACAACAGCAAAUACCUUGCGCACAGGACAACGAUUGUCCCGACAAUCUGCAGUGCAGUCACUAUGGCCAGUGCACCGAUCCAUGUCAGAAUCCGCUAUUCAUAUGCGGCGGCAGUAAGAAGUGUGAGACACGCCGUCAUCAACCGGUAUGCGUGUGCAAAUCCGGCUUCAUUGUGAAUGAAUAUGGUGAAUUGACGUGCGCACCCGAGAAGCGUGAAUGCUAUCGCGAUGAUGAUUGUGCCUCGAAUAUGGCUUGUAGUGAGGGCAAAUGUCGCAGUCCAUGCGUUGUGCCCGUGGGUCGUCAACCAAUUUGUGCGGAGAAUAAAUCCUGUGAGGUGCAGGAUCACAAGCCAGUUUGUAUUUGUAUGAAGGAUUGUCAGCCGUCGAUAUCGAUUUGUCUACGCGAUGCGGGCUGUCCGUCAGGUUUGGCGUGCCGCUCGUAUCAGUGCGUCAAUCCGUGCGACUUUGCAACGUGCGCACCCAACUCGCCAUGCAUCGUCGAGGAUCAUAAGCCGAUAUGUAAAUUCUGCCCGCCCGGAUUUAUAGCCGAUGCCAAGAAUGGAUGUCAAAAAGAAAUCGGCUGCGCUUCGAGCGAUGAAUGCCCAACACAACGCGCCUGCAUUAAUAGUGUGUGCUUGGAUCCCUGCUCGUCUACCAAUCCAUGUGGACGUGAUCAGGAGUGCCAGGUGAUUGAACAUCAACCGGUUUGUUCGAAAGUCUGCGAAUGUCAACGAAAGGCCGAUUGUCAUGCCGGUUUCGAAUGCGAUGGCUGCCACUGUCGUCAAACAACUGGCCGCACACCUGGCUGUGAGCACUGCCCGCCAGGCACCAACUGUGAUCCCACAACUGGCGCCUGCAUCAAAGCUAACGUUACAAUAACAACCACCACUACCAAUAUAACAACUACCAUCACCACAUCUAACCCAAUCACUGAUGUUACAACCGACAUCAACGACACCACUCAAACUGGCACAACCACGAGCACUUACACCCCCUCCAUCACUACCACUACGCCGUCCGGCACCGCAACCACACCCACAACAACCAACGCCUACGAUGAAGACACUACCACAGUGCCAGUCACCAGUAGCGCUACUGAAAAGCCCAUGUCCAGCACUACCGAGUCGACAAAAGAGCAGGAGGACAUGAAUACGACGGCAAGCAAAACUGGUCCACCAAAAGGUUAUCGCGAUGGUGAGAAUAAUAUAACCGCCAGCACCAUGCCAGAGCAGGCAACCACGCCUGCGGUUCAGGUGUCCGUCUCCACAGCCACAUCGUCUACAUCGAGCAGUAGUAGUAGCAGCAGCUCGCGACGCGGUGAGGACACUAAGGGUCCGUUUGAUACGCGUACAACAACACCGAAAAUGAAAACUACACGCAUCGAUACAUCAAAUGAAUUUGAUUAUAAUUUUACAACACUAUUGACAACAACACAACGUACCACCUUCCCGGUGACAAUGGUGACCGAGCCUAUGAAAGAGUUAGACCAAACCACCACAAUGGGUGUACGUGAUUUUGUGACAACAAUGUUUCCGGUGAUAACACCACUAGCAACGAAACAAACGACAGAACGUCCAACUAUUGCCGGUACAACAACACCGUUUGUUUAUGAGACAAUCGAACCGAUUACAACAAUGUCGACUACGGCGCAAACGGAGGCUGCCAUAACAACAACAAUAACGUCAUCGGCAGCAACUACCACCGAACCUGGCACCACUAAUAAAUACUUAACAACCGAAACUGCUACAACAGCAGCAACAACCCCAACAAGCACAUCUACUGAUAUCACAAUGAUUAACAUUUGUACAGAUCAUACUAACUGUGGUUCUAGUCAAUUAUGCGUGCUGGGCAUGUGUCGCAACAAGUGUCGCGAUGGGGACACAAGCGAUACGGAGUGUGCAAAAGAAUCACCCGGCUCACCAAAGAAUCCGGAACCAUGUCAGUCGAACAAUGAUUGCAUUGAGAACGAAGCAUGUUACAUGGGUCUAUGUCAUAAUCCUUGCGAAUUUGCAAAUGUUUGUGCGCCCACUGCUAAGUGUGUGGCGAAAAUGCAUCGGCCGAUAUGUUCGUGCCCCAAGGGGCAUGAAGGUAAUCCGACUAUUAAAUGCUCGCCCGUGGAUAGGACAACUGAGUGUACGCGAAAUUCCGAUUGUGAUAUUACGGAGGCUUGCAUCAAUCGACGCUGUCAGCAUCCUUGUGAUGCGCAUAAUCCUUGCGCGCAAAAUGCGGUCUGUAUGAAUGCAAAUCACGUGGCCGACUGCAGCUGUGUGGAUGGCUAUCAAGGCAACGGUUUUAUAGGCUGUCAGCCAGCUCUCGACCAUACGCCUGUCUGUCAAUACAAUGAGGACUGCCCGCCAACGAAACUCUGCGAUCGUCUAAAUCGUCGUUGCAUCAAUCCUUGCUUCGAAGACUCGUGCGGUGAGAAUGCCGAGUGCAUACCUGUCAAUCAUGGCAUUGAAUGUCGCUGUCUGGCCGGCUUCGUCGGUAAUGCUUACAUCGAAUGCUCGCAGCUGCAAGGCUGUCGUGCGGAUCGCGAAUGUGACGCUAGUCAGGCGUGCAUUAAUGGUAAAUGUGCUUCGCCGUGUCGCUGUGGCGCCAAUGCGCUUUGUGACGUUGUCAAUCAUCGCGGUGUCUGCAAAUGUCCACCAGGUUAUGCCGGUCGACCAGAAGUUGCUUGCAAUCCACCAACUAAUCCAUGUGAGCCAAAUCCGUGUGGCGUCAACGCGCUAUGUGAGCUGGAUAAUGGCAAUCCUAUUUGUUAUUGCCCAAAAGGACUCACUGGUAAUCCCUUCAAGAAUUGCAUUCCCGAAGGCGAUGAGUGUCGACCGAAUCCUUGCGGCCCCAAUUCUGGUUGUCGCAUGGUGAACGAUGCACCAACUUGCUUCUGUUUACCCGAAUAUGAAGGUCAGCCGCCGCUAGUGCCAUGCGAGGUGCCAAAGAGCCCUUGUGAUCCAUCACCUUGUGGCCCGAAUACACAAUGCGCUGUGCUCAGCAACGGUUUCUCAAAAUGUACUUGCUUACCAGGUUAUGUCGAAAGUCCCAAUACGAUACGCGGUUGUAUCGAACCUGUAAAUCCAUGUGAUCCCAGCCCUUGCGGUGCUGGUGCAGUUUGUGAUUCCUCACGUACACCAGUUUGUUUCUGCCCAGAUGGCAAGAUUGGCAAUCCAUUUAAGGCUUGUGAAAAACCACCAGUAUCCGAUGAGCUAUGCACACCAGGUCCAUGUGGCCGUAAUGCUGAUUGUUAUGUUACUGGCAAUCGUGAGGAAUGUUAUUGUCGUUCAGGUUAUAUUGGUGAUCCUUAUCAAGGUUGCCGCGAACCACCACGUAGCGCUUGUGAGCCUAAUCCUUGUGGUCCAAAUGCUGAAUGUGUUGUUGCUGGCGAUGGUCAAAGCGCAUGCAUCUGUCCUGACGGUUUAUCUGGAGAUCCUACAUCAACUAAAGGCUGCCAUGGUUACGAAUGUCAAGUGGAUGCCGAUUGCCCAUACGAUAGAGCCUGUAUGGGCUUCAAGUGUUACGAUCCUUGUCCAGGUGCUUGCGGUCAAGGAGCAAAUUGCCGCGUGCAAGAACAUCAUCCCGUUUGCUCUUGCAAUGCUGGACUCACUGGUAAUCCAGGUAUACGUUGUUACGCACUAGAUAUACCGAAGACACCAAGCCGUAAUCCCUGUUUGCCUAGUCCUUGUGGCAUAAAUAGUGAAUGCAAGCUAUUAAAUCAUCGUGCUGUAUGCUCUUGCUUGCCGGGUUAUUUAGGCGAUCCACAGAGUGGCUGUCGCGCAGAGUGUGACAUCAAUUCUGACUGCGGCACAGCACAGGCUUGUAUCAACCACAAAUGUAUCGACCCAUGUGCCGGCACAGUGUGUGGCAUUAAUGCCAUUUGCAGAGUACAACAACAUACACCACUCUGUGCCUGCCUUGAUGGUUUCACCGGUGAUGCUUUCCGUCAAUGUAUACCCGUUGGAGUGCUUAAAAAUAUAACACGGGAUCCAUGUGCGCCAUCCCCCUGUGGACCACAUGAUGUCUGCUCCAUUUAUGGUGAUGGUGUAGCAUUGUGCGACCCAUGCUUUGGACCAAAUGCUCAAACAAAUCCACGUUGCCGACCUGAAUGUGUCUCUAACUCAGACUGUCCAUUCGAUCGCGCUUGUCUAGGUCAACGCUGCUUGGAUCCAUGUCCAGGCUCAUGCGGACACAAUGCUGUAUGUAAUGUCUAUGAACACAAUCCCAUCUGUAGUUGCCCACCUGGCUUAUAUGGCAAUCCAUAUGAGCACUGUUCACCCCCAUCACCGUUCGUACCAGCACCAUCGCCGAGCUGCGAAAAACUACACUGUGGCGCUAACGCUGAAUGUAAGAAACGCAAUGGUGCAUUAACAUGUAUCUGUCGUACGGGCUACUUUGGUGAUCCUUUCAUUGGUUGCCGUCCAGAAUGUGUGCUUAACUCAGAUUGUCCUGCUGAUAAAUCCUGCGUCAACUCGAAAUGUGUAGACUCAUGUGUAGGCGUAUGUGGUAUUAACGCUAUGUGCCGCAUUGUAAACCAUGCUCCUGUAUGUCUGUGUGUCGAAGGUUACACUGGUGACGCUGCUGUUCAAUGCAAUCCAUACUACUUGCCACCAGAAAGACCAGCAGACAGACCACGUAAUCCAUGUGAACCAUCACCAUGUGGUCCCAACUCGCGUUGCUUGACCUCACCUGACGGUUAUGCGGCCUGCUCAUGUCUGCCGAACUUUAAGGGUUCACCGCCAGUCUGUCAACCAGAAUGUGUUGUAAGCUCGGAGUGUCCAUUAAACAAAGCUUGUAUUAAUCAACGCUGCGCUGAUCCUUGUCCUGGCACAUGCGGUGUAGAAGCACGUUGCGAAGUCCUAAACCACAACCCAAUUUGCUCGUGCGAGCCCGGCUUUGAAGGCGAUCCAUUUGUGUCAUGCAGUCGUAUACCAGAAGAACGUACAGACACUGAACGCAAACCUGAAAAUCCAUGUGUACCUUCGCCAUGCGGACCAAAUUCCAUCUGCCAAAUAAAACAAGGACGUCCAGUGUGUUCAUGUGUUGCCAAUUAUAUUGGCAGUCCGCCAUAUUGUCGUCCAGAAUGUACCCUAAAUACUGAAUGUCCAGCCGACAAGGCGUGUAUACAGGAGAAAUGUCAAAACCCAUGUGCGAACACAUGUGGACACAAUGCACGUUGCACGGUGAUAGCACAUGCGGCACACUGUAGCUGCGAUCAAGGUUAUGAGGGAGACGCCUUCGUCGGUUGUUCUAAAAUCGAUGAAAAACCAAAAGACCGCAUCGAUCCCUGCUAUCCAAGCCCCUGUGGGGAGAAUGCGUUGUGUAGCGAACGUAAUGGUGAAGCUCGUUGUAGCUGUAUUGAACCGUAUAUUGGUGAUCCCUACACUACUGGUUGUCGUCCUGAAUGCGUUUAUAAUGCCGAGUGUCCAUCAUCUUUGGCCUGUAUCAAACAACAUUGUCGCGAUCCCUGCGUUGGCACCUGUGGCUCAAAUGCCGAAUGUGCUGUGGUCAACCAUAUACCGGCAUGUAGUUGUGUACGUGGUUACGAAGGUGAUCCGUUUACCGGUUGUAAGCGUGAAGAUUACCCAAUUGGACCACUUAGCCCAUGUGAACCGACACCUUGCGGUGCCAACAGUAUUUGUCGCGUGGUUGAUGGUCGUCCAACCUGCUCUUGUCAAGUAGGUUACUUCGGUGCACCACCCAACUGUCGUCCAGAAUGUGUUGUCAGCUCAGAGUGUUCACAAAAUUUGGCUUGUAUCAAUCAAAAGUGCGUAGAUCCUUGUAUUGGUACGUGUGGCUUCAAUGCCAAAUGCCAAGUAGUCAAUCACAAUCCCAUAUGCUCAUGUUCAGUCGACUAUAUGGGUGAUCCGUUCGAACAAUGUACACCGAAACCUCGCGAACCACCACCAAAGGUUAAUCCAUGUUUACCCAGCCCUUGCGGUCCUAAUGCCGAGUGUCGGGAAGUCGAUAAUCGUGCUGCUUGUAGUUGCUCGCCGGGUAUGUUUGGUGCACCGCCCAAUUGUCGUCCGGAAUGUGUUAUUCAUCAAGAUUGUCCAUCAAAUCGCGCUUGCAUACGUCAACGUUGUGAGGAUCCUUGUGCUGGCGCUUGCGGUUUUAAUGCACUUUGCACAGCACAAAAUCACAAGCCUGUAUGUUCGUGUCUCGAGGGUUACGAAGGUGACCCGUAUGCUGGUUGCAAUACACCGCAAAUCGUAGUGCCUGAUAUACCCGCCGAUCCAUGCAAUCCAUCGCCUUGCGGCUCAAACGCCAUUUGCCGAAAUCGCAAUGGUGCUGGUUCAUGUACCUGCAUUCAAGAUUACUUCGGUGAUCCGUAUAUAAAUUGUAGACCCGAGUGUGUACAGAAUAGCGAUUGUGUGUCCACGAAAUCUUGUGUAAAUAUGAAGUGCGUUGAUCCAUGUAUAGGUCUGUGUGGUUUCAAUGCGGAAUGCCGCGUUUCGAAUCAUAUACCGGUUUGCACUUGCGUUUCCGGCUUUACGGGCAACCCAAUGCGUAGCUGCCAGGAGAAACCCUCAAAUAUGUAUUUGCCUAUACCGCGUGAUCCUUGUCGUCCCUCACCAUGUGGUUUGUACAGUACUUGCCGUGUGACAAGCAAUCGCGCCGUUUGCUCUUGUCUACCCAAUUACUUGGGUCAACCACCGAAUUGCAAACCAGAGUGCAUGCUCAGUUCUGAAUGCGCUUCGAACCGAGCUUGCAUUAACAUGCGUUGUCAAGAUCCAUGCCCCGGAACAUGUGGUCAGAAUGCACGUUGCCGCGUUACCAACCACUCACCGAUUUGUAGCUGUAUUGAUGGUUAUACUGGCGAUCCAUUCCAGCAAUGUCUACCUGAAAGAAAACCAUUAGAUACGCCACGUAUACCACCACAAAACCCUUGUAUCCCCAGUCCUUGUGGCCCGAAUUCACAAUGUCGUGCCUCUAGCUCCGGCGCUGUUUGCUCAUGUGUGGCCAAUUACAUUGGUCGUCCGCCGAACUGUCGUCCGGAAUGUACAAUCAAUUCAGAGUGUCCAGCGCAUUUGGCUUGUAUGAAUACACGUUGCUCCGAUCCCUGCGUAGGUUCGUGUGGCAACAAUGCACACUGUCAGGUCAGUGCGCACGCGCCGAUUUGUAUUUGUGAGCCGGGUUAUACCGGCGAUCCGUUCUCUGGCUGCUACAAAGUCAUACCAAUACCCGAUGAACCAGUUCAACCAUGUCGACCCAGCCCAUGUGGCUUGAAUGCUAUUUGUGAGGAGCGCAAUCGCGCGGCCUCAUGCAAAUGCAUACCCGAAUAUUUUGGCGAUCCAUAUGUUGAAUGUCGACCGGAGUGUGUCAUUAAUUCGGAUUGUCCGAAGACACGCGCCUGCAUCAACAACAAAUGUAUCGAUCCCUGUCCGGGUAUGUGUGGGCGUAAUGCCGAAUGCGUCGUCCUUAACCAUGCACCGAACUGCGAAUGCUUUAACGGCUAUACUGGAAAUCCAAUCAGCGGUUGCUCACCCAUACCAGAGCCGCCACCGAAAUAUGAACCUCCGGUACCUGUCAACCCUUGUCAGCCGUCGCCUUGUGGGCUGUAUAGCAAUUGUCGACCUGUCAAUGGCCACGCAGUGUGCUCAUGCUUACCGAACUAUUUGGGUGCACCACCCAACUGUCGUCCGGAAUGUAUGAGCAGCUCUGAUUGCGCACAAGACAAGUCGUGUAUUAAUGAACGUUGUAAAGAUCCCUGCCCCGGUACUUGUGGAAAUAAUGCGCUUUGUCGCGUCGUCAAUCACAAUCCGAUUUGCUCAUGUACACCUGGUUACACUGGCGAUCCAUUUUCACGCUGCAUCUACGAAGAGAAACGUCCUAUUAUAAGAGAUCCCAUAAAUCCAUGUGUACCAUCACCGUGCGGCCCGAAUUCACAGUGUCAAGUGUCGAAUGCAAACGGUCAAGCUGUGUGCUCGUGUCUGCCCAAUUACAUCGGCAGAGCACCGAAUUGCCGACCCGAAUGCACAUCGAAUUCGGAGUGUCGCGGUAAUAUGGCUUGCAUCAAUCAACGCUGUCAAGAUCCUUGCCAGGGUUCAUGUGGCUCAUAUACGACAUGUAUUGUAAAUAAUCAUAGACCAAUUUGCCGUUGCUUGGAAGGUUAUACGGGUGAUCCUUUCUCAGAAUGUAGUCCACAAAUUAACAUACCGCCAGAAAUUCCUAUGCCUUGCAAUCCCAGCCCUUGUGGUGCUAAUGCUGUGUGCAAGGAACGAAACGGAGUUGGCGCUUGUACCUGCUUGCCUGAGUACUCUGGAGAUCCAUACACGGAAUGCCGCCCCGAAUGUGUAUUGAAUACCGACUGUCCGAAAAACCUCGCUUGUAUGAACAAUAAAUGUCGCGAUCCAUGUCCAGGAGUAUGCGGCGUUGGUGCCGAGUGUCACGUAAUUAAUCACGCGCCCAGUUGCAGUUGUCCGUCUGGUUAUACUGGUAACCCCUCGGAAUAUUGUCGCGAACAACCAAAACACAUCGAACCCGUACAGCCUUGCCGCCCUUCGCCAUGUGGCCCUUACAGCCAAUGUCGUGAAGUGAACGGUCAUGCAGUCUGUUCGUGCAUUACCAAUUACAUUGGUGCACCGCCGUCUUGUCGUCCCGAAUGCUCGGUUAGCUCCGAGUGUGCGCAGGACAAGGCUUGUGUGAAUUUGCGCUGUGUAGACCCAUGUCCGGGCACUUGCGGCAACGAAGCGCGCUGUAAGGUCACAAACCAUAAUCCGAUUUGUAGUUGUCCACCUGGCUACUCAGGAGAUCCUUUCAUACGUUGUUUGAUCAAAGAACAAGAAGAACCACGUUUGCCUUCAAGACCAACCAACCCGUGUGUUCCAAGUCCAUGUGGACCGAACUCACAAUGUCGCGCUGUUGGUGAAACGCCAGUCUGUUCAUGCUUACCGAACUUUGUAGGACGUGCACCAAAUUGCCGUCCAGAAUGUACGCUGAACUCGGAAUGUCCAGCCAAUUUGGCUUGUAUAAAUGAGCGUUGUAAAGAUCCAUGUCCAGGUUCUUGUGGUUUCAAUGCCUUCUGUAAUGUCGUAAAUCAUUCUCCAGUAUGCAUUUGUGAUACUGGCUAUACCGGUGAUCCUUUCGCUGGCUGCAAUCCAACGCCCACCGCUAUACCCGAAGAACGUCUUACACCCUGUGUUCCCUCACCUUGCGGCCCUAAUGCCGAAUGUAGAGAGCGCAACGGCGCUGGUUCAUGCGUCUGCCUGCCCGAAUACUUUGGAGAUCCGUAUAGUGGUUGUCGUCCUGAAUGUAUUGCCAACUCCGAUUGCCCGCGUGACAAAUCGUGCGUAAACAACAAAUGCUCAGAUCCCUGCCCAGGUGUUUGCGGCUUAAAUGCGGAAUGUCGAGUGAAUAAUCAUGCGCCAACAUGUCAUUGCCUACAGGGUUACACGGGUAACCCACUAAGCGCUUGCCGUGAAAUACCACAACUACCGCCAGCACCAACCCCGAAAGAUACUAAUCCUUGCGUACCGUCACCAUGUGGUCCCUACAGUCAAUGCCGCGAGGUGAAUGGCCAUGCUGUUUGCUCCUGCCAGACAAAUUUCAUUGGUUCACCGCCGAAUUGCAAACCCGAAUGUAUUGUUUCCUCAGACUGCGCACAAAAUCUUGCAUGCCAAAAUCAGAAAUGUGUUGAUCCCUGCCCUGGUACUUGCGGCAGUGAAGCGCGCUGUCAAGUUAUUAAUCAUUAUGCGGCGUGCUCUUGCCCACCCGGUUAUACCGGCGAUCCCUUCAGUAGAUGUAUUAAAAUUAAACUGGACGUGUCUCCUGUAGUACCUAAACCUGGUAAUCCAUGUGUACCUUCACCGUGUGGACCCAACUCGAAAUGUCUCGAGGUUGGCGAUUCACCUGCAUGCUCCUGUUUGCCUAAUUACUUGGGGCGACCACCUAACUGCCGUCCCGAGUGCUUAAGUAGUUCAGACUGUCCAGCUGAUUUAGCUUGUACCAAUCAGAAAUGUACGAAUCCUUGCAUCGGCGCAUGCGGUGUACAUACACAAUGUACAGUUAUUAAACACAACCCGACGUGCCAAUGUGAAAUCGGCUAUACUGGAGAUCCUUUCUCUGGCUGUGCCAUUGUAAAAAUGACCCCAACGGAGGCACCACGCAACCCAUGCAAUCCCAGUCCCUGCGGCGCAAACGCGGUUUGUCGUGAGCGUAAUGGCGCUGGUUCUUGCUCGUGUUUGCCUGAAUACUUUGGUGACCCGUAUAGCGGCUGCCGCCCAGAAUGUGUACAAAAUUCGGACUGUGAUCGUUCACGUGCUUGCAUCAAUAAUAAAUGUCAAGAUCCAUGCCCUGGUGUAUGUGGCAUUAAUGCGGAAUGUCGUGUCUUGAAUCAUGCGCCGAAUUGUAUGUGCUUCGAUGGUUACACCGGUGAUCCGCAUCGUUCGUGUGCUGUGAUCGAAGUAACAACGUUCACACCACUAAAUCCAUGUCAACCAUCGCCAUGUGGUCCCUAUAGUGAAUGCCGUGAAUCUAAUGGACAUGCUGUGUGCUCUUGCGUUGAUGGUUUUGUGGGCGCACCGCCAUCUUGUAAGCCGGAAUGUGUUGUUAGUUCGGAAUGUCCACAGAAUAGGGCUUGUUUAAAUCAAAAGUGCGCGGAUCCAUGUCGUGGUGCGUGUGGCAAUAAUGCCCGCUGUCAAGUAGUUAACCAUAAUCCAAUUUGUACGUGUGCGCCUGGUUUAACUGGCGAUCCGUUCACAUCUUGCAUUGAAGAAAAAGAAACAGUACGUGAUCCACAAAAUCCAUGCGUACCCUCACCAUGUGGUCCGAACUCUUUGUGUCGUGAAAUUGGCGGUCAAGCCGCAUGCUCAUGUCAAACUAACUAUGUGGGUCGUCCACCAAACUGCCGUCCGGAAUGCACGAACAAUGAUGAAUGUCCAAAUAAUCUGUCAUGCCAAAAUGAACGUUGCGUCGAUCCUUGUCCCGGCUCUUGCGGUAACAAUGCUUUCUGUAAAGUGGUACAACAUAAUGCCAUCUGCUCAUGUGCCGAUGGUUAUGAAGGCGAUCCAAUAUUGGGCUGUGAUCUAAUACAACCAGUUUUGCCAAAACAACCUCCCACAUCGCCCUGUGAGCCUUCACCUUGCGGACCACAUGCCGAGUGUAGAGAACGAAAUGGCGCUGGCGCAUGUUACUGUCAUGAGGGCUUUGAGGGUAAUCCUUACGAUGUAGAACGCGGUUGCCGACGAGAAUGUGAAGUUAACGAUGAUUGUUCAACAGCUCAGGCAUGUGUGCGCUUUAAAUGUGUUGACCCGUGUGACAACAUUUGUGGUGAAUUUGCCAUUUGCUCAGUGGAGAAUCAUGUGCCGACAUGCAACUGCCCACCUGGUUAUAGUGGAGAUCCAUUCUUCCAAUGCAGACAGAUACCAGUUACACCGCCACCGCCAAUUAAUCCAUGUGUGCCAUCACCUUGUGGACCAAAUAGUAUCUGUCGCAGCAUAAACGACCAAGCUGUCUGCUCAUGCAAAUCUGGUUUCAUCAAUCAACCACCUAAUUGCCGACCAGAGUGUGUGGUCAGUUCGGAGUGUGCACCAGAACGCGCAUGUGUAAACAACAAAUGUGUUGAUCCAUGCUUACAUACUUGCGGCAUACGGGCUAUUUGCACGACGAAGAAUCAUAGCCCUAUCUGUACUUGCCCGCGUGGAAUGACCGGUGAUCCAUUUGUACAAUGUUCGAAAAUACCAAUCAUUCACGAUAUUGAACCAACAGAACGUCCACCAUCCUGUGUACCAUCGCCUUGCGGUCCGAACUCAAAAUGCCAAAUUGUGGGUGGUAGUCCAGCUUGCUCUUGUCUACAAGAUUUCAUCGGCGCACCACCGAACUGUCGUCCCGAAUGUGUACUCAACUCUGAAUGCGGUCCAACUGAAGCUUGCAUCAAUCAGAAGUGCCGAGAUCCAUGCCCAGGCUCAUGUGGAUUCGAAGCCAAAUGUCAUGUCCUUAAUCAUGUACCAAUUUGCAAUUGUAUUGACGGUUACACCGGCGAUCCAUUUAUACGUUGUAGUCCCAUACCACCGGUUACGGAAACACCAAAAACACCAAACGAUCCUUGCGAUCCAAAUCCGUGCGGAUCGAAUGCAGAUUGCUUCAAUGGCGAAUGCCGCUGUCAAGACAAUUAUCAAGGCAAUCCCUAUGAUGGCUGUCGUCCGGAAUGUACACUUUCAGCUGAUUGUGCACGCGAUAAGGCCUGCAUGCGUAACAAAUGUGUGGACCCAUGUCCUGGCACAUGUGGUAUUAAUGCUGUUUGUGAAGUGCUCAACCACAUACCAAUUUGUUCAUGUAUUUCUGAUUAUGAGGGUGAUCCGUUUAGCAGCUGCAAACCUAAAGUUAUAAUUCAACGGCCAGAACAAGUUUGCUCACCAUCACCAUGCGGCGCCAACAGUCAGUGUCGUGAUAUCAACGGUCAUGCUGUGUGCUCUUGCUUAGAAGGAUAUAUCGGCAGCCCACCACAAUGUCGUCCUGAAUGUGUAGUGUCUAGUGAGUGUUCGGCACUACAAGCUUGUGUCAACAAGAAGUGUACUGACCCAUGCGCAGGCUCUUGCGGUAUUGACGCGCGUUGUGAAGUCAUCAAUCAUAGUCCUAUUUGUGGUUGCCCGCCGGGCAAAACUGGUGAUCCAUUCAAACGUUGUCUAGAUUUACCACCACCUGAACCACCGAGGGAACGUGAUCCAGGCACACCACGCGAUCCUUGCGUACCAUCUCCAUGCGGCCCUAAUUCCAUUUGCAAGGCUAGCGUUAGCGGACCUUCAUGCCAGUGCUUGCCAGAGUUCUUCGGCUCACCACCAAAUUGUCGACCGGAGUGCAUUAUCAACCCAGACUGUCCAUCCAGCCAAGCAUGUAUCAACAAUAAAUGCCGUGAUCCAUGUCCAGGUUCUUGCGGUACCAAUGCUGAAUGUCGCGUUAUUAGUCAUACUGUGUCCUGCUCAUGUCCCACCGGCUUUGCGGGUAAUGCUUUCGUACAAUGCAUUCCAGCUAUUGAAGAGCCAGUCAAACCAUGCGAACCCUCGCCAUGUGGUCCUAAUGCCGAAUGUAUUGAACGAAACGGAGCAGCCUCGUGCAAAUGUAUUGAUGAUUAUCAAGGCAAUCCUUACGAUGGUUGUCGACCCGAAUGUGUUCUCAGCUCCGACUGCCCAACAGAUAAGGCUUGCAUACGCAACAAAUGUAAGGAUCCUUGUCCUGGCAUAUGCGGCUCGAAUGCUCAAUGCUAUGCUGUUAAUCAUGUGCCGAACUGUGUUUGUAAUGAGGGUUACACUGGCGAUCCGUUCUCCAAUUGUCAACGCCAAGUUACGCCAAUACAGCCACCACCACAAGGCAAUCCAUGUCAACCAUCACCUUGCGGACCUAACAGCAAAUGUCGCGUAUCGAACAGCCUCGCUGUUUGCUCUUGUUUGGAUACAUUUAUUGGUGCACCACCAAAUUGUAAACCAGAGUGCACAGUCAACACAGAAUGUCCACAAAAUAAGGCAUGUCAUAACUUUAGAUGCGCUAACCCUUGUGCUGGCACAUGCGGCGUGGAUGCAAAAUGUGAAGUGAUUAAUCACAACCCGAUUUGCAGUUGUCCGCUAGAUAUGACUGGCGAUCCAUUCUCGCGUUGUUAUCCAGCACCACUACCCGCACCAAAAGACGAGCCUAAGAAACCAAAGAAUCCAUGCUUCCCAUCACCGUGUGGUUUAUACGCCGAAUGUCGAGCCAUUGGCGAUCAACCAUCCUGUUCAUGCCUAUCAAAUUACAUUGGUGUGCCACCAAAUUGCCGACCCGAAUGUGUCGUCAAUACAGAUUGCCCAUCAGACAAGUCUUGCAUAGCAGAGAAAUGCCGUAAUCCAUGCGAAGGCACGUGUGGCAUCAAUUCCGAAUGCCGUAUACAAAAUCAUUUAGCCAUUUGCACUUGCCGCACUAGCUACACCGGUGAUCCAUUCUCACAAUGCGUAGAAAUCAUCGAAGUCAAGACACCGCCCACCGUUUCAACCGAUCCCUGCGAUUUGCAACCGUGUGGCGCCAACGCUGAAUGUGACAAUGGCAUCUGCACUUGCAUACGUGACUAUCAAGGUGACCCGUACGUCGGAUGUCGCCCCGAAUGUACGCUCAGCACCGACUGUUCGCCUAAUCGUGCUUGUCUCAAUAAGAAAUGUGUAGAUCCUUGCCCGGGUACUUGUGGUCAGAAUGCUCAAUGUGACGUUAGCAAUCAUAUACCAAUAUGCAGUUGUCCAAAGGAUUACACCGGCGAUCCGUUCAUCAACUGUCAUCCCGAGAUACGUGAACCAACACCUCAAGAUCCAUGUCAACCAAAUCCUUGCGGUCCGAAUAGUAUUUGUCAAACAACCGCACAAGGCGCUGUCUGCGCCUGUCAGCCAGGUAUGUUGGGCUCACCACCCACCUGCAAGCCAGAAUGUAUAGUCAGCUCCGAGUGUUCACUGCAAACUGCAUGCAUACAAAAGAAAUGUGUCGACCCGUGUCCAGGCGCAUGCGGUCAAUUCGCUAGAUGUCAAGUAAUCAAUCACAAUCCGAUUUGCACUUGCAACUCUGGCUAUACAGGCGAUCCGUUUACACGUUGUUACGAAGAGGAACGUGUCGUUGCGCCACCUAUCAAUCCUUGUGUACCAUCACCAUGUGGCCCGAACUCGGAAUGUAAAAUUGUUGGCGAUAGUCCCGCCUGCUCAUGUGCGGUCAGCUUUUUGGGAAAACCACCUAAUUGUCGGCCGGAAUGUACCAUCAAUCCGGAAUGUUCGCCUUCGAAGGCAUGUAUACGCCAGAAAUGUGAAGACCCAUGCGUGGGUUCGUGCGGCUUCAACGCGCGUUGCAAUGUGGCCAAUCAUAUGCCCAUUUGCACUUGUGAAGUGGGAUAUACUGGUGAUCCGUUCACCGGCUGCCAGCCUGUACAAGAACGUAUCGUACACGAACAAGUUACACCGUGCGAGCCGAAUCCUUGCGGCUCGAAUGCAAUUUGUCGCGAUCGUAACGGCAUUGGCUCGUGUCAAUGUCUACCCGACUACUUUGGCGAUCCGUAUCAAUCGUGUCGACCCGAAUGUGUACGCAAUUCAGAUUGUCCGACACAGCAAGCGUGCACUCAGCAAAAAUGUCGCGAUCCCUGUCCGGGCACAUGCGGCACCAACGCUGAAUGCAGCGUCGCAAACCAUGUGCCGACAUGCAUGUGCCGCAUCGGUUAUACGGGCGAUCCGUAUCGUUAUUGUCAUGUGGAGCCGCCAGCACCGAUACGUCAAGAGCCACCUACAAAUCCUUGUCAACCUUCACCUUGCGGUCCAAACUCACAAUGCCGCGAACUUAAUGGUCAGGCGGUAUGUUCAUGUCUUGAGCGUUAUAUCGGCGUACCACCAAAUUGUCGUCCGGAAUGUGUGCUUAGCACUGAAUGCCCCUAUGACAAGGCAUGCAUAAAUCAACGUUGUCAGGAUCCUUGUCCGGGCACUUGUGGCACGAAUGCAGAAUGCCGCGUGCGCAAUCAUAGCCCGUUGUGUCAGUGCCGCAACGGUUUUACCGGUGAUGCUUUCACACGUUGUUAUCCCAUACCACCUGCACCUCCAGCUAUUUCACACGUCGAACGCGAUCCUUGUGUACCCUCGCCCUGUGGGCCGCAUAGUGAGUGUCGCAACAUCAACGCCGUACCAUCCUGUUCCUGUCUACAAAGUUAUAUUGGCGCGCCACCAAACUGUCAUCCGGAGUGUACCAUCAGUGCUGAAUGUCCUUCGAAUAAGGCUUGCAUACGUGAACAUUGUAUCGAUCCUUGCCCAGGCUCUUGUGGAUUUUCCGCAGAGUGUAGUGUUGUCAAUCACACACCGAUAUGCACAUGUCCCAAUGGUUAUACAGGCGAUCCGUUCAGCAACUGCCGUCCCUUACCACCAGAACCGAUCAUCAAUGAAGCUGUCGAUCCAUGUCAUCCAUCGCCAUGUGGCGCAAAUGCUCAAUGCAACAAUGGCAUUUGUACUUGUUUGCCAGAAUAUCAUGGUGAUCCGUACACAGGCUGUCGUCCCGAAUGUGUCUUGAAUACGGACUGUCCACGUGAUAAGGCAUGCUUACGCAGCAAAUGCGCUAAUCCAUGUCCCGGCACUUGUGGCGAAAACGCCAUUUGUGAUGUUAUAAACCACAUACCUAUGUGCCGAUGUCCCGAUGGUACUGUCGGUAGUGCUUUCAUCCGUUGUAGUCCGGCGCCAACAAUCGUAAAUACAAACCCGUGCCAUCCUUCACCGUGUGGACCUAACUCACAAUGUCGUGAGGUUAACCAACAAGCCGUUUGUUCAUGUCUGCCAAACUUUAUAGGUAGUCCACCAACUUGCCGUCCCGAGUGUGUUUCGAAUUCCGAUUGUACACCUACACAGGCUUGCCUUAAUCAAAAAUGUGGUGAUCCAUGCCCCGGUACUUGCGGUAUCGGUGCCAAGUGCACUGUUGUCAACCACAGCCCAUUCUGCACGUGUCCACCUCGUUUCAGUGGCAAUCCGUUCAUACGCUGUCAACCGAUAAUUGAACCACCACGCGACGUUGUGCCAACAGAUCCUUGUCGUCCAUCACCAUGCGGACCAUAUGCGCAGUGUCGCCCCAUUGGCGAAGCGCCAUCGUGCUCAUGUCUUGCAUCUUAUAUAGGUCGUCCACCCAAUUGUCGUCCAGAAUGUGUUACGAGCUCUGAUUGUGCCAGCAGCUUGGCUUGUAUAAAUCAGAAAUGUGUUGAUCCAUGUCCGGGACGUUGUGGCGUCAAUGCGGAAUGCCGUGUGGUUAGCCAUGCAGUACAAUGUAGUUGUGUGGUCGGCUAUACUGGCGAUCCAUUUGUGGAAUGCAAUCUACCACCCGAACGAGACGUGGUCGAGGUACGCACACCCUGCAGUCCAAGUCCGUGUGGCCCGAAUGCAGUCUGUCGCGAACGUAAUGGCGCUGGUUCAUGCACUUGUUUGCCUGAAUAUUUCGGUAAUCCCUACGAGGGUUGUCGGCCCGAAUGCGUAAUGAAUUCCGAUUGUCCAUCGAAUAAGGCAUGCCAACAGCAGAAGUGUCAAGAUCCUUGUCCGGGUACUUGCGGUCAGAAUGCCGAUUGCCAAGUGGUCAAUCAUUUGCCUUCUUGUACAUGCAUAACGGGCUACACCGGUGACCCAUAUCGAAUUUGCACGCGACCUGUUGAACCCAUGCGUACGGAAUACGUAAAUCCAUGUCAACCAUCGCCAUGCGGACCAAACUCUCAAUGUCGCGAAUCAAAUGAUCUGGCUGUGUGCUCUUGUCUACCAGAAUUUAUUGGCACACCACCCGCUUGUCGUCCCGAAUGCACUAUUUCAUCAGAGUGCGCCACAGAUAGAGCAUGCGUCAAUCAGAAGUGCGUAGAUCCAUGCGCUGCUGAUCCAUGUGGCAGCAAUGCUCAAUGUCGCGUUAGGAACCAUAGUCCAAUUUGUACUUGCAAUAAUGGAUUUACAGGCGAUGCAUUCACCAGAUGUUAUCCCAUACCACCGCCACCUAUUGAAAUUGAACGCGAAGAGAUUCGUGAUCCCUGCCUUCCAUCCCCCUGUGGCCCUAAUGCAGAAUGUCGCAAUGUAAACGGGGUGCCAUCAUGUUCUUGUUUAGCCACUUUUAUUGGUCAGCCACCCAACUGCCGUCCAGAGUGUACGAUCAACUCGGAAUGUCCUAGUCAACAGGCGUGCAUCAAUCAGAAAUGUCGCGAUCCCUGUCCGGGUGCUUGUGGUCUAAAUACAGUUUGUCGUGUAAUCAACCAUACGCCGACAUGUCUGUGCAUAGACGGAUAUGUUGGAAAUCCAUUCAUCAACUGCAACCCUAAGCCACCAGAACCAACUCAACCACCAGUACGUGAUGAUCCAUGUGUUCCAUCACCAUGUGGACCCAAUGCGCAAUGUAACAAUGGACAAUGCACUUGUAUUCCUGAAUACCAGGGCGAUCCCUACGUAGGCUGUCGUCCAGAAUGUGUACUUAACUCAGAUUGUGCUCGUGACCGCGCUUGUGUGCGCAAUAAAUGCAUCGACCCUUGUCCCGGUACUUGCGGAACCAAUGCUAUUUGUAUUGUUAAUAACCAUGUGCCCAUGUGUCACUGUCCGGACAAUAUGUCGGGCAACGCCUUCUUUGAGUGUCGCCUGAUUGAAAAACCGGUCCUAAGAAAUCCUUGUCAACCAUCACCAUGUGGCCCUAACAGCCAAUGCCGCGAAUUGCAAAAUGUGGGCGUGUGCUCCUGUUUACCAGACUUUAUUGGUAGUCCGCCGCAAUGUAGACCGGAAUGUACAACAAACUCUGAUUGUCCACCGGAUCAGGCAUGUCAGAACUCUAAGUGUCGCGAUCCUUGUCCUGGAACAUGUGGCUUCAACGCAGUAUGCAACGUUGUCAAUCAUAAUCCAUUCUGUACUUGUCGUGCUCAAUUGACAGGAAAUCCAUUUGUGCGUUGCCAGGAAAUAAUUGCUCCCAUACGUGAUGCCACACCCGCCAAUCCUUGUGUGCCCUCGCCUUGCGGUCCUAAUUCCGAAUGUCGUGUUUCAGGUGACUCCCCGUCAUGUUCAUGUUUGCCAGAUUUUACAGGAUCACCACCAAAUUGUCGUCCUGAAUGUGCCUCAAAUUCAGAAUGUCCAUCCACACAAGCAUGUAUAAAUCAAAAAUGCAAAGAUCCCUGUCCUGGAUUGUGUGGCUUAAAUGCCAAUUGUCGUGUCUUCAGUCACACACCCAUGUGUCUCUGUCAAGAAGGCUUUACUGGAGAUCCAUUUUCACAAUGCAACCCAGUACGAGCAGAACCGAUCGAGGUAGUGAGACCAUGCAGUCCCAGUCCAUGCGGUAUCAAUGCUAAAUGCGAAGAACGCGACAACGCAGGUUCUUGUCAAUGCUUGCCAGAGUACUUCGGUAACCCAUACGAAGGUUGCCGUCCUGAAUGUGUCCUGAACUCAGAUUGUUCAUCGAAUAAAGCUUGUCAAAAUCAAAAAUGCGUCGAUCCUUGUCCCGGCACUUGUGGCACAAAUGCAAUAUGUCAAGUAAUAAAUCAUUUACCUUCUUGUGAAUGCUAUCCCGGCUACAAUGGUGAUCCUUAUCGCCUAUGUCAAGUAGUACAAGAAGAACCUCCCAAAGUAUACGUUAAUCCCUGUCAACCGUCGCCUUGUGGUCCAAACUCAAAAUGCCGCGAAGUAAAUGGUCAAGGAGUAUGUUCUUGUUUGCCAGAGUAUGUCGGUAGUCCACCAGCAUGUCGACCUGAAUGUACAUCCAGCUCAGAAUGUGCUACUGAUAAAGCAUGUAUCAAUCGGAAAUGUGUAGAUCCCUGCCCCGGCGUCUGUGGGCAGAAUGCAGAGUGUCGCGUGAGAAACCACAGCCCUAUCUGCACUUGUAACAAUGGAUUCAACGGCGACGCUUUCGUGCGUUGCUUCCGAAUCAUAACACCGGUAUCAAUACCACCGCCACAACGUCAGCCACAAGAUCCUUGCAUGCCAUCACCGUGUGGACCAAACUCAGAGUGCCGCGAUAUACAUGGCUCACCAUCAUGCUCCUGCCUACCAAAUUUCCUUGGUGCACCACCCACUUGCCGCCCGGAAUGUAGUCUGAACUCGGAGUGUCCAAGCCAUCAAGCCUGUAUAAAUCAGAAAUGUCGAGACCCAUGUCCGGGUUCUUGUGGCAUUAGCGCAUUGUGUAAUGUGAUUAGCCACACACCAAUUUGUACAUGCCAAAUCGGUUACACUGGUAAUCCGUUCACUGUCUGCAAUCCGUUACCACCACCAAAAAGUAAGUCAGUACUUAGAUUAAAAGGUGCCGUUAGUAAAACCCUAAUUUUUUAUAUAGCUGAAGUUGUGCCUCAAGACGAUCCAUGUAUACCCUCACCAUGCGGACCUAACGCAAAAUGUAACAAUGGUCAGUGUACAUGUAUACCCGAAUAUCAUGGAGAUCCUUACACAGGCUGUAGGCCAGAAUGUGUAUUGCAUACAGAUUGCGCUAGAGAUCGCUCCUGUGUACAACACAAAUGUGUUGAUCCUUGUCCAGGAACGUGCGCUUCUAAUGCCAUUUGCGAAGUUAUGAAUCACAUACCAAUUUGCCGCUGUCCCGAUGGCAUGGAAGGCAACGCUUUCGUACAAUGCUCACCCAUACCGAAAUUGGAUGUACCACAAAAUCCAUGCCAGCCAACACCUUGCGGUCCAAAUAGUCAGUGCCGUGAGGUAAAUCAACAAGCCGUCUGCUCUUGCAUCGCAUCCUAUGUCGGUAGUCCACCAUUUUGUAGGCCGGAAUGCACAAUCAAUUCGGAGUGUCCGCUUAAUCAAGCUUGUCUCAAUCAAAAAUGUUCCGAUCCGUGUCCUGGCGUUUGUGGCAACAAUGCUCUUUGUCAUGUUGCCAAUCAUAUUCCGUUCUGCCGUUGCCCAGACAGAUAUUCCGGUAACCCGUUUGUUAGUUGCCAACCGAUUUUAGAUACACCCGAACCACGUCCACCGAGUCAACCUUGUGUUCCAUCGCCAUGUGGUCCAUUCUCGGAAUGCCGCGCUAUUGGUGACACACCUUCGUGUACUUGCUUACCUGACUAUAUCGGUGCGCCUCCAAAUUGCCGACCAGAAUGCGUAACCAGCUCAGAAUGCAACACCAAUUUAGCGUGUAUUAAUCAAAAAUGCAAAGAUCCUUGCCCAGGUUUAUGUGGCAAUAGCGCUUUGUGUCGUGUGCUUUCACACACUCCAAGCUGUUAUUGUCCAAUCGGCUUUGAAGGAGAUCCAUUUGUACAAUGUGUGGAAAGCAAGAUACCACAAUUGGAUAACAUCGAUCCUUGCAAUCCAAGUCCAUGCGGUGCAAAUGCACGUUGCAUACAACGUAAUGACGCAGGUUCCUGCCAAUGCCUUCCGGAAUACUUUGGAAAUCCUUACGAAGGCUGUAGACCCGAAUGUUUGUUGAAUUCCGAUUGUGCUUCCGAUAGGGCCUGUCAAAAUAUGAAGUGUCGUGAUCCUUGUCCGGGCACCUGUGGACAGAAUGCCAUUUGUUCAGUACUAAAUCAUGUGCCAACCUGUAAUUGUGUACCUGGCUAUAGCGGCGAUCCAUAUCGUUCUUGUCAAGUGGACAAACAACCUAUCAAGGAAUAUGUCAAUCCGUGUCAGCCAUCACCUUGUGGUCCCAACUCGCAGUGUCGAGAAAUAAACGAGCAAGCUGUGUGCUCUUGUUUACCCGAAUACAUUGGCAGUCCACCACUGUGCCGUCCCGAGUGCACCAUCUCGACCGAGUGUGCGUUCGACAAAGCCUGUAUCAAUCAGAAAUGCGCAGACCCUUGCCCGGGCACAUGCGGACAGAAUGCCAAUUGUCGCGUACAUAAUCAUAGCCCAAUCUGUUCCUGUCGUGCAGGUUUUACAGGAGAUGCUUUUUCACGUUGUUUCGCUAUACCACCUACACCACCUGCACCCGUACAACGCCAACCCGUCGAUCCUUGUGUUCCUUCACCAUGUGGUCCGAAUUCACAGUGCCGGCGCAUUGGAGAAUCGCCUUCAUGUUCUUGUUUACCUAAUUAUAUUGGCACUCCACCUAAUUGUCGUCCAGAAUGCACCAUUAAUGCUGAAUGUCCAAGCAGUCAGGCGUGUAUCAAUGAAAAAUGUCGCGAUCCUUGUCCCGGCUCGUGUGGUUUGGGCGCUAUCUGUAAUGUUAUCAAUCAUACUCCAAGCUGUGUUUGCCCUACUGGAUAUACUGGAGAUCCUUUCACCUACUGUCUACCAGAACCACCACCGAAACCUGUUGUCAAAGAUGAUCCCUGCAAUCCUUCACCCUGCGGUUCGAAUGCUCAAUGUAAUGAUGGUAUUUGUACAUGUAUACCAGAAUACCAGGGCGAUCCGUAUACCGGUUGUCGACCUGAAUGUGUACUUAAUACAGACUGUCCACGCGAUCGCGCUUGCAUACGAAAUAAAUGUGUUGAUCCUUGUCCCGGUACUUGUGCAUCAAAUGCUUUGUGUAGCGUCAUCAAUCACAUACCUAUUUGUUCAUGUCCGAACGGAAUGUCUGGCAACGCUUUUAUACAGUGUUCUCCGUUACCACCGCCCGUUAAAGUUAAUCCUUGUCAACCCUCACCUUGUGGUCCCAAUUCACAGUGUCGCGAAGUAAAUGAGCAAGCAGUUUGCUCUUGUAUACCAGGCUUCAUUGGCGCACCACCAACAUGUCGACCGGAGUGCACUGCCAAUCAGGAAUGUCCAGCCAAUUUGGCGUGCAUUAAUCAGAAAUGCGUCGAUCCUUGCCCUGGUACUUGUGGACGGAAUGCCCAGUGCAGUACCGUGAAUCACAAUCCUUUCUGCACCUGUAUUCCACAUUACACUGGAAAUCCAUUUGUCGCUUGCCAACGUAUCAUAGAACAACCUCAAUUGGAUGUCACACCAGCUGAUCCUUGCCGUCCCUCGCCAUGCGGUCCCAACUCGGAAUGUCGUGCAAUCGGCAACACGCCAUCUUGCACGUGUCUUGUAAAUUUCAUUGGUUCCCCACCUUACUGCAAGCCGGAAUGCGUUUCCAAUUCGGAAUGCCCAUCGACACAGGCAUGCAUUAAUCAAAAAUGCAAAGAUCCCUGCCCAGGACUAUGUGGCAUUAGUGCCGAAUGUCAUGUAGUAUCACACACACCGCGUUGCAACUGUUUGUCUGGUUUUACUGGCGAUCCAUUUACAAUUUGCCAGCCAAUUCGUGAAUCCGCGCCGAUUGAAGUGCUGAACCCAUGCUCACCAUCGCCUUGCGGUGCCAACGCAAAUUGCCUCGAACGUAAUGGUGCCGGCGCGUGUCAAUGUUUGCCGGAAUACUUUGGCAAUCCAUACGAAGGUUGCCGACCGGAAUGUGUUCUCAAUUCGGACUGUCCGUCGAACAAGGCUUGCCAGAAUCAAAAAUGUCGGGAUCCUUGCCCCGGUACUUGUGCACAGAAUGCUGAAUGUAAUGUCGUCAACCAUAUACCAACUUGUAAUUGCUUCGUGGGUUAUACCGGGGAUCCAUAUCGUUAUUGUACAAGACCAGCAGAACCCAUAGUACAAGAGUACGUAAACCCAUGCCAACCUAGUCCAUGUGGACCGAAUUCUCAAUGUCGUGAAGUAAACAGUCAAGCAGUGUGCUCAUGUCUAAGUGAGUUUAUAGGCGUACCACCUUCUUGUAGACCCGAAUGUACAUCUAGUUCAGAGUGUACAAGUGAUAAGGCGUGUAUAAAUCGAAAAUGCGUCGACCCUUGUCCUGGUGUUUGCGGUCAAAGUGCGCUAUGUCAAGUGCGCAAUCAUAGUCCAAUUUGUUCCUGCCGUAAUGGCCUAACCGGUGAUCCAUUCGUGCGUUGUUAUCCCUUACCACGUAAGCAAAGUGAAGUUAUUGCUUGAAAUGUAAUAUAUCGUGAUCAAUAUUUUCCCCUAGCGCCAACACCUCCUAAACCCACCGAUGUAUAUCGUGAUCCUUGCGUGCCAUCACCAUGUGGUCCGUAUGCCACUUGUCGCAACCAAAAUAAUGUGCCAUCUUGUACGUGUCAACUAAAUUAUAUAGGCGCACCCCCCAAUUGUCGUCCCGAGUGUACAGUUAACUCCGAUUGUACCAGUAGUCAGGCAUGUAUAAAUGAACGGUGUCGCGAUCCAUGUCCGGGUGCAUGCGGUGUCAAUACACUGUGCAGUGUCAUAAACCACACACCGAAUUGUGCAUGCCAGCCCGGUUAUAUAGGCGAUGCAUUCAUUGCUUGUCAUCCAGCACCACCACCUCCACCACCACAACAAGAACCUAUUGAUCCCUGCAAUCCUAGCCCAUGUGGACCCAACGCUGUCUGCUCAGGUGAUGGGCAAUGUUCGUGUAUAGCUGACUAUCUGGGUGACCCUUACGUCGCAUGCAAACCGGAAUGUAUACUCAAUACCGAGUGUGCUCGUGAUCGCGCCUGUAUAAAACAGAAAUGUGUUGAUCCUUGUCCAGGUACAUGUGGCUCAGAGGCCAUAUGUGAAGUCUUUAAUCAUGUGCCGAUGUGCCGUUGCCCGGAACGUAUGACCGGCAAUGCAUUUGUACAGUGUGUACCGGUUCAAACUGAUAUUUACCGUAAUCCUUGUCAACCAUCGCCUUGUGGUCCGAAUUCACAGUGUCGCGAAGUGAACUCACAAGCUGUGUGUAGUUGUCUGCCAGACUAUCUAGGUAGCCCACCAUCAUGCCGCCCAGAGUGUACCAGCAAUUCUGAUUGCCCACCAAACCGUGCUUGUCAAAAUCAACGCUGCGUAGAUCCAUGUCCUGGUACAUGUGGUUUGUAUGCGAAAUGCGCGGUUGUCAAUCACAAUCCUUUCUGCUCGUGCAAUGAACGCUACACAGGCAAUCCAUUUGUACAAUGUCGUCCUAUAAUUGAACCUGUUCGUGAUAUUACACCAAUCAACCCAUGUCAACCAUCACCAUGUGGGCCGAAUAGUCGCUGCCAACCUGUGGGCGAAUCGCCAUCGUGCUCUUGCCUUGAAAACUUCUACGGUCAACCACCAAAUUGUCGUCCCGAAUGUGUGACAAACUCGGAAUGUUCGUCAAGCAAUGUUUGUCGAAAUAAUCGCUGCGUGGACCCAUGUCCUGGACUUUGUGGCAAUAAUGCACUUUGUCGUGUAAUAAGUCACACAGCAAUGUGUUACUGUGAGAACGAAUAUACCGGUGAUCCAUUUGUACAGUGUACCUUGAUUGUACGUGCACCAACUGAAGUUGUCGAUCCUUGUAAUCCGAAUCCAUGCGGUUCAUUCGCCGAAUGCUUACAACAAAAUGGUGUAGGAUCAUGUAAAUGUCUUGAGGAAUAUUUCGGAAACCCUUACGAAGGGUGCCGCCCUGAAUGUGUGUUGAACACCGAUUGUCCAUCCAACAAGGCGUGUAUCAAUCAGAAAUGUCGCGAUCCUUGCCCGGGUACAUGUGGUUUGAAUGCUGAGUGUUACACCAGAAAUCAUCUACCUACCUGUUCUUGCUUAUACGGUUUUGUAGGUGAUCCAUACCGUUAUUGCGCCGUUGAAGAGAAACCCAUAGUACAAGAGUAUGUCAAUCCUUGUCAACCAUCGCCAUGCGGUCCAAAUAGUCAGUGUCGCGAAGUGAAUAGUCAAGCCGUGUGCUCUUGUCUACCAGAAUUUAUUGGUACUCCACCGGCGUGUAGGCCCGAAUGUACCAUAAGCACUGAAUGUAACUUCGAUAAAGCCUGUAUCAAUCAAAAAUGUGCCGAUCCAUGCCCAGGCGUUUGUGGUACGGGAGCUCAGUGUCAAGUGCGCAACCACGCACCACUGUGUUCUUGUCAACUUGGUUACACUGGUGAUCCGUUUACCCGUUGUUAUCCCAUACGUCCGCCACCACCGACCGCUGUCGCCGAACCAAUACGAGAUCCCUGCUUGCCUUCACCUUGUGGCCCUAAUUCACAAUGCAGAAAUGUCAACAAUCAAGCCUCAUGCUCCUGUUUACCCAAUUUCUUUGGCGCACCACCAAAUUGUCGUCCAGAGUGCGCCACCAACUCGGAGUGUUCAUCCAACUUGGCAUGCAUUAAUAAUCGUUGCACUGACCCUUGUCCGGGUUCCUGCGCGUACAAUGCUCAAUGCAGCGUGAUAAAUCACAUACCCAUAUGUUCUUGUCCAAAGGAUUACGUAGGCGAUCCAUUUGUUAGUUGUCAGCCGGCGCCACCACCUCAACCACCUGUGAAAGAUGAUCCCUGUAAUCCAUCACCUUGUGGCCCUAACGCCGUCUGUAACGAUGGUCAAUGCACCUGUAUACCUGAAUAUCAAGGCGACCCCUUCAUUGGCUGUCGUCCGGAGUGUGUGUUGAAUUCUGAAUGUCCACACGAUAAGGCUUGUAUUAGAAAUAAAUGUGUUGGUCCAUGUCCGGGUACUUGUGGUGUUAAUGCUAUUUGCGAAGUGCUCAAUCAUGUGCCCAUGUGCCGUUGUCCAGAUGGCAUGUCCGGAAAUGCAUUCUACCAAUGUGAUCCCAUACCACCAAAACUUGUCUCCAAUCCAUGUGAACCAUCACCGUGUGGUCCUAAUAGCCGCUGUCGUGUUGUCAACCAAAACGCUGUCUGCUCUUGCAUCGAAAGUUUCAUCGGGAAUCCACCUACAUGUCGUCCAGAGUGUGUUCGUAAUUCUGAUUGUGGUCCACAAAUGGCCUGUCAGAACCAAAAAUGUGUUGAUCCUUGUCCUGGAGCUUGUGGUUUUAAUGCUAUUUGCAAAGUGACAAAUCAUGCGCCUAUCUGUACAUGUCCGGCGCGUUAUACUGGAAAUCCAUUUGUUACCUGCCAACCCAUAAUUGAACCCCCGAUACGUUUACAAGAACUAAAGGAUCCUUGCUACCCAUCACCUUGCGGUCCGAAUUCGCAAUGCCGCGCUGUUGGUGAUGCUCCGUCCUGCUCCUGUUUGCCACAAUUUACGGGCUCACCACCUAACUGUCGACCGGAGUGUGUUACGAAUAGUGAAUGCAGCCAAGACAAGACAUGCAUUAAUCAAAAAUGUGUUGAUCCUUGCCCUGGCUUAUGCGGACAGAAUGCUCAAUGUCGUGUAAUCAGUCAUACAGCGAUGUGCCUUUGUGCGCCUGGUUUUACAGGCGAUCCCUUCACGGCCUGCCUACCAGAGCCAGUGAAACAAGAUGAGUUCAUAUCGCCCUGUGAACCAAAUCCAUGUGGUGUUAACGCAGAGUGUCGUCAAGUGAACAACGCCGGUUCUUGUCAGUGUUUGCCUGAAUACUUUGGCAACCCUUAUGAUGGCUGUCGUCCAGAAUGUGUCACGAACUCGGACUGUCCGCUUGAUAAAUCAUGUCAGAAUCAGAAAUGCCGUGACCCCUGUCCGGGUGUCUGCGCCCUAAAUGCCAUUUGUCGCGUAAUAAAUCACUUACCAUCUUGUAAUUGUCUUGAUGGCUUCAUAGGUGAUCCGUAUAAUUAUUGUCAAUUACCUUUGAAACCAAUUAUGAAAGAAUACGUUAAUCCCUGUCAACCAUCGCCCUGCGGACCUAACUCACAAUGUCGUGAAGUGAACAAUCAAGCGGUUUGUUCAUGUCUGCCUACUUUUGUCGGCACACCACCAGCAUGUCGACCCGAGUGUACUACAAGCGCUGAAUGUGCCUUAGAUAAGGCGUGUAUCAACCAGAAAUGUCAGGAUCCUUGCCCGGGCACAUGCGGUUCCAAUGCGGAGUGUGACGUACGCAACCAUUCACCGUUCUGUACUUGUUUGAAUGGAUAUACAGGAAAUGCCUUCACACGCUGUCACCCAAUACCACCACCGCCUCCAGCUGCAACACCACCUGAACCUGCCCGAAAUCCAUGCGUGCCAUCACCUUGUGGACAGUUUGCUGAAUGUCGUGAUAUCAACGGAAGUCCGUCUUGUUCAUGUCUACCUACUUAUAUAGGUAGUCCACCUAAUUGUCGACCGGAAUGUACCAGAAAUUCUGAUUGCGCCAGCACACAAGCUUGUAUAAAUCAAAAAUGUCGCGAUCCUUGCCCGGGCGCGUGCGGUUUUAAUGCAAACUGUCAUGUAAUUAAUCAUACACCGAUUUGUCAGUGCGCGUCAGGCUUGAUUGGAGAUCCCUUUGUCUCUUGCCAAUCACCACCACCGCCACCUCCUAAACUGGCAGAGGACCCAUGUAAUCCCUCACCUUGUGGUUCAAAUACUAUAUGUCGCGAUGGUCAAUGCGAAUGUAUACCGGAGUAUCAAGGUAAUCCACUAAUUGGUUGUCGUCCAGAAUGUGUUUUGAACACAGACUGUUCUUCGGACAAGGCAUGUAUACGUCAAAAAUGCACAGAUCCUUGUCCGGGCACUUGUGCUUCGAACGCCAUUUGUGAGGUACACAACCACAUACCCAUGUGUCAUUGCCCAGAAGGUAUGACCGGUAAUGCAUUCGCUCUGUGUCAACCCAUACCUACGCCAGUGCAGACAAAUCCAUGUCAACCGUCGCCAUGUGGUCCAAACUCUCAAUGUCGCGUUAUAAAUCAACAAGCUGUGUGUUCUUGUUUACCUGAAUUUAUUGGUGCGCCACCAUCUUGUCGUCCGGAAUGUACUAGCAAUGCAGAAUGCGCCCUUAACCGCGCUUGUUUGCAGCAGAAAUGUCGCGAUCCUUGUCCAGGCGUAUGCGGCGUCAAUGCCGAGUGUACGGUCAUAAAUCACUCGCCGAUUUGUCGCUGUACCAAUUCAUACACUGGCAAUCCGUUCGUUGCAUGCAGUCCUAUUCGAAUUGUCCCCCAAUUGGAUGUUGUACCUAAAGAUCCUUGUCGUCCCUCACCUUGCGGACCGAAUGCUGAGUGUCGUGCUGUAGGCGAAAGUCCAUCAUGUUCAUGUCUGAAAAACUUUGUUGGUGCACCACCAAACUGCCGUCCUGAAUGCGUAACAAAUUCCGAGUGCCCACUGUCACAAGCUUGCAUCAAUCAGCGUUGCCAAGAUCCCUGCCCAGGUGUUUGUGGCUCAAACGCCGAUUGUCAUGUCAUUAAUCAUACACCAAUGUGUGUAUGUACAAGCGGUUAUACUGGAGAUCCAUUCAGCUAUUGCGAUGUCGUACGCGAUGUACCGCAAGAAGUACUCAACCCUUGUCAACCAAGUCCUUGCGGACCCAAUACAGAAUGUAUUGUACGUAACGACGCAGGCGCUUGUCAAUGUCUACCUGAAUAUCAAGGCAACCCCUAUGAGGGUUGUCGUCCAGAAUGUGUUGUAAACUCUGAUUGUCCAACGAACAAAGCGUGUCUACAGAACAAAUGUAACGAUCCGUGCCCAGGUACUUGCGGACAGAAUGCACUCUGUUUUGUACGCAAUCAUUUGCCAACCUGCAACUGUUUAACUGGUUAUACAGGUGAUCCUUACAGCUACUGUACGGUAUUGACAGAACCUAAAUUAGACGUGGUAAAUCCAUGUCAGCCUUCACCAUGUGGACCAAAUUCACAAUGCAAGGAAGUCAAGCAACAAGCAGUCUGCUCGUGUCUACCAACAUUCAUCGGCACACCACCAGACUGCCGCCCUGAAUGUACCAUCUCCAGCGAAUGUGCGCUCGAUAAGGCAUGUGUCAAUCAGAAAUGCGUCGAUCCGUGCCCCGGCGUAUGUGGUCUUAACGCCGAAUGCCACGUGCGCAGUCAUAACCCACUUUGCACUUGUCGUAACCGUUACACCGGCGAUGCCUUUACCAGAUGCUAUCCAAUACCACCGCCACCGCCAGUACCAGUAAUUAGAGAGGAAUACCGCGAUCCAUGUGUACCAUCACCUUGCGGUGUUAAUGCUUUAUGUCGUAACGUCAAUGGCCAGGCCUCAUGUUCUUGUCUGCCCAACUACUUAGGUGCACCACCCAACUGUCGACCCGAGUGUUCAAUCAAUGCCGAGUGCUCACCAAACUUGGCGUGCAUAAAUGAAAAAUGUCGCGACCCCUGUCCGGGAUCUUGUGGUUUCUCUGCGAUUUGUAGUGUCAUUAAUCAUACGCCAAUAUGUACCUGCCCAGCUGAUUACACAGGCGAUCCGUUCACUAGCUGUAUGCCUAAGCCACCCGAGCCCCAACUGCCUUUACAAGACCCAUGUAAUCCAUCACCUUGCGGUAGUAAUGCCAUCUGUAAUGAUGGCGUAUGCUCGUGCUUGCCUGAGUACCAAGGAAACGCUUAUUCGGGUUGUCGACCAGAAUGUGUACUCAAUACUGAGUGCGCACGUGACAAAGCUUGUAUAAGAAACAAAUGCGUUGACCCUUGCCCUGGCACAUGUGGUGUCGGAGCCAUCUGUGAUGUCUUUAAUCAUAUACCAAUGUGUCGUUGUCCUGAUGGUAUGUUGGGCAACGCUUUCAUUCAAUGCUCUGUACAACAAACUCCACCAACUGUCACGAACGUGUGUAAACCAUCGCCGUGCGGCCCCAAUGCACAAUGUCAUGAAGUUAAUCAACAAGCAGUUUGCGCUUGCUUGCCUAACUAUUUCGGCUCACCACCUAACUGCCGACCUGAAUGUACCAUAAACUCGGACUGUCCACCAAACUUGGCUUGCGUUAACCAGAAAUGUCGAGAUCCUUGUCCCGGAAGCUGUGGCAUACGUGCUGUGUGCUCAGUCAUUAAUCACACGCCAUUCUGUAGUUGCCCGAGCGGCUACACUGGCAAUGCACAUACUCUAUGUCAACUAUUACCACCACCGACACCUCAACAGGAACCUACAAAUCCCUGCUUACCUUCACCAUGCGGUCCCAACUCGCAAUGCGCUGACAGAAACGGUUCCCCAUCAUGCAGCUGCUUACCAGAUUAUAUAGGUGCUCCACCAAAUUGUCGACCAGAAUGUUUAUCUUCCUCGGAAUGUGCUAGCAAUAAAGCAUGUAUCAACAUGAAGUGUCGCGAUCCAUGUCCCGGUGUUUGUGGCACAUCAGCUACUUGUCAUGUGGUUAGUCACACACCAUCUUGUGUCUGCAUCGCCGGUUAUGUGGGUGAUCCGUUCACGCAAUGUUAUCCCGAACCGAUUGUUGAGCUUGAGCAGAUUAACCCGUGUGUGCCUAGUCCAUGUGGCAGCAACGCUAUGUGUACCACACAAAACAAUGCCGGCGCUUGUAAGUGUCUACCAGACUAUUUCGGUAAUCCAUAUGAAGGUUGCCGUCCCGAGUGUGUCGCAAAUUCUGAUUGUCCGUCGAAUAAGGCUUGUAGAAAUCAAAAGUGUCAGGAUCCUUGCCCCGGCGUUUGUGGACAAAAUGCGCAAUGUGACGCGAUUAAUCAUUUGCCCACCUGCAGCUGUCUGUUGGGUUACACCGGUGAUCCGUAUAGCUUCUGUAAUGUUUUGAAAGAACCUAUUAGAGAAUAUGUAAAUCCAUGCAUACCAUCACCUUGUGGCCCGAAUUCUCAAUGUCGCGAGGUAAACGAACAAGCCGUAUGCUCAUGUCUGCCAGAAUUUAUUGGCAGUCCACCCUCUUGUCGUCCCGAAUGCACAUCGAAUUCUGAAUGUCCCACUGAUAGAGCAUGCAUCAACAAAAAAUGUCAAAACCCUUGCCCGGGUACUUGCGGCUCGAACGCUGAGUGUCGCGUACGUUCACAUAGCCCGUAUUGUAGUUGUCGUCCAGGUUAUACUGGUGACGCAUUUGUCCGUUGUAAUCCUAUACCACCACCACCACCGCCAGCGCGUGAACCAUUCCGCGAUCCAUGUGUUCCUUCACCAUGUGGUCAAUAUGCUGUUUGUCGUGUUGUGAACGAACAGCCCACGUGUUCUUGUCUACCUUCGUAUAACGGUUCACCGCCAAAUUGCCGCCCAGAAUGUGUUAUAAACUCGGACUGUGCCAGCAAUCACGCCUGCAUAAACGAAAAGUGUCGCGAUCCUUGCCCUGGAUCUUGUGGAGUAUAUGCCGUUUGCAAUGUUCGAAAUCAUACGCCAGUGUGUACGUGCCCGGUCGGCUAUACCGGUGAUCCUUUCACGAAUUGCCACGCGCAACCAGCCCCACCACCACCACUAACUCCUGCUGACGAUCCUUGCAUACCAACACCGUGUGGCACUAACGCUCAAUGCAGCGAUGGCAUUUGCACUUGCAUCGGCGAAUAUCAAGGCGAUCCUUACACUGGUUGCCGUCCCGAAUGCCUUCUUAAUAGCGAAUGCUCGCGCAAUAAAGCUUGUAUCAACCAGAAAUGUCAAGAUCCUUGUCCUGGCACCUGUGCUUCGAACGCGAUCUGUGAAGUACACAAUCAUGUACCCAUGUGUCACUGUCCAGCGGGAAUGCAAGGCAAUGCAUUUGUCCUAUGCCAACCACUUCCGGAGCGGCCACCAGAACCUGCGCAGCCAUGUCAACCAUCACCAUGCGGUCCAAACUCACAAUGUCAAGAUAGAAAUGGUAUAGCUAUUUGUUCGUGUGUGGCAGAUAUGAUUGGUACACCACCCGCUUGUCGCCCCGAAUGUAUCAGCAAUUCCGAGUGCCCAAUGAAUCGCGCUUGCAUCAAUCAGAAAUGCAAAGACCCAUGUCCAGGCGCUUGCGGCCAUAAUGCACUUUGUAACAUUGUGAAUCAUAACCCAAUUUGCUCGUGUCCAACGGGUUAUACCGGAAGUCCAUUCGUAGCUUGUCAACCCAUCAUCACUCCUCCAACUUAUGAAGAACCACGCGAUCCCUGUCGUCCAUCACCAUGCGGCGCCAAUGCUCAAUGCAGCAACAUCAAUAGUGCACCUUCCUGUACUUGUCUCUCUGAGUUUAUUGGCCUACCACCAAAUUGUCGGCCAGAAUGUGUAUCUAAUUCAGAAUGUCCAUCCGAUAAGGCUUGCAUUAAUCAGAAGUGUCGUGAUCCAUGUCCCGGUUUAUGUGGUGCCAAUGCACAGUGUCAUACUUUGAAUCACAUACCAAAUUGUGUUUGUGAACAAGGUUACGUUGGAGAUCCAUUUACGGUUUGCCGCUUGCCAUUACCGCCACCACCAGCUCCAGUACCCGAUUUUAUAGACCCAUGUGUACCGAACCCUUGUGGAGAUAAUGCGGAAUGUCGUCAUCAUAAAAAUGUGGGAUCAUGUGUCUGUCUACCUGAAUAUUUCGGAAACCCUUAUCAAGGUUGUCGACCUGAGUGUGUGCUAAAUAGUGAUUGUCCGUCAAAUAAAGCCUGCGUACAACGUAAAUGUCAAGAUCCAUGUCCUGGCACUUGCGGUCGCAAUGCCGAAUGCCAGGUUAUUAAUCACCUACCCGUUUGCCAUUGCUGGAGCGGCUAUACAGGCAAUCCGUUUAGCUUAUGCUCGGCAAUAAAACAAUUGGAGCCCGUUUAUGUUAAUCCCUGUCAACCUUCGCCGUGCGGUCCGAAUGCACAGUGCCAUGAGGUCAACCAACAAGCUGUUUGUUCGUGCUUGCCUGAAUUUAUUGGCUCACCUCCUGCUUGUCGUCCAGAAUGUACCGUUAAUUCGGAAUGCCCACUUACACAGGCUUGCAUAAAUCGUAAAUGCGCAGAUCCUUGCCCUAGCACCUGUGGUCAAAAUGCAGAUUGUCGCGUUUACAACCACAAUCCGAUUUGUUCGUGCAAAGUUAGCUAUACGGGAGAUGCUUUUACACGUUGUUAUCCAAUACCGCAGCCAAUUGCAGAUGUAACACCACAACCACCGAGUAAUCCCUGCAAUCCUUCACCUUGUGGCCAAUACGCGCAAUGUCAUAAUCGCAACGGCGGCGCAGUUUGCUCAUGUCUGCCUAGCUACAUAGGUAGUCCUCCGAAUUGUCGCCCCGAAUGCGUUGUAAAUUCCGAUUGUCCCUCGAAUCGGGCCUGUAUCAACGAGAAGUGUCGUGAUCCAUGCCCCGGUUCAUGUGGUUUCAACGCAAUUUGUAAUGUACUCAACCAUGUACCCAACUGCGUCUGUCCAACUGGUUAUGUAGGUGAUCCAUUCAGUAACUGUCAACCAGAGCCGCCCCGACCGGUGCAACGUGAACCCAUCAAACAGGAUCCUUGUGUACCAUCACCUUGUGGUGCGAAUGCCGCUUGUAGUGGAGAAGGCGUGUGUACAUGUAUUACCGAAUAUCAUGGAGAUCCGUACAGUGGUUGCCGUCCAGAAUGCGUACUAAACAGCGAUUGCGCCCGUGACCGUGCUUGUAUCAAUCAAAAAUGUAAAGACCCAUGCCCGGGUACUUGUGGCUCGCUUGCGCUCUGCAAUGUUAUAAACCACGUCCCAAUGUGUUCGUGUCCAGCGGGCAUGACCGGCAAUGCGUUUGUUUAUUGCGAUAGCAUACCAAUCGUCGAACCGCCACCGCCCAUAAACCCCUGUCAACCUUCUCCUUGUGGUUCUAAUGCACAGUGUCGCGCCUCUAAUCAACAAGCCAUCUGCUCUUGCCUACCAGGUUAUAUUGGCGCACCACCAUCCUGUCGUCCCGAAUGUGUUUCUAAUUCCGAGUGUGCUUUGGAUAAGUACUGUUUGAAUCAGCGUUGCCAAGAUCCGUGCGCCGGUACUUGCGGUUUGCGUGCCGUCUGUCAUGUUCAAAAUCAUAGCCCGAUAUGUGCUUGUCCUCCACGCUACACCGGUGAUCCGUUUAUUUCCUGCCAGCCAAUAAUUAUACCAAAACCGACACCGAUAAGCGACGUAACGCAUACAAAGCCAUGCCAUCCAUCACCUUGCGGACCGAACUCAGAAUGUACUGCCACUGCGAAUGGCGCACAAUGUACUUGCUUACGUGAUUUCGUUGGCACUGCACCGCACUGCCGUCCCGAAUGCGUAACCAGUGCUGAGUGUGCUUCGGACAGGGCGUGCCUUAAUCGCAAAUGUGCCGAUCCCUGUCCAGGUUCGUGUGGUGUUGCAGCCGAGUGUCGUGUAUUGGCACACAGCGCAAUGUGUUAUUGUCCAAGCGGAUAUACUGGCGAUCCAUUCUCUACAUGCGUAAAACAACAGGAACCACCAACGGAGGUGGCUCUACCUUGCAGUCCUAGCCCUUGUGGUCCAAACGCAAUUUGCCAACCACGUAAUGGCAUUAGCGUUUGCCAAUGUUUACCAGACUAUUUCGGUAAUCCUUAUGAAGCUUGUCGUCCAGAAUGCGUUAGGAACUCGGAUUGUUCAGCAGACAAAGCUUGUCGAAACCACAAGUGCCGUGAUCCAUGUCCCGGCACUUGUGGUUCGCAAGCCACUUGUCAAGUCGUCAAUCAUAUACCGAACUGCGCCUGCCUGCCAGGCUAUCGCGGCGAUCCAUAUACGCAUUGUGAAAUAGUGCAGGCAGAACCUGAACCACCCGUCAAAGUGAGUCCCUGCCAACCAUCUCCAUGUGGCGCCAAUGCACAAUGUCGCGAAACAAAUGGUCAAGCCGUUUGCUCCUGUCUACCGGAGUUCGUUGGCACCCCACCCAGUUGUCGUCCGGAAUGUGUCGUCAGCUCAGAGUGUCCAUCCGACAAAGCAUGCAUCAACCAGAAAUGUAAAGAUCCCUGUCCAGGCGCUUGCGGCUUAAACGCCGAGUGUCAUGUACAUAAUCAUAGUCCGUUAUGUGCUUGUAAGGCCGGUUAUACCGGUGAGGCAUUUACCAGCUGUCAGCCCAUACCACCACCUCGUACCCCAGUACCGCCACAAGCAGAUGUCAAUCCAUGCAUACCUUCACCUUGCGGCCCAUACGCACAAUGUCGUGAAGUUAACGGUGCCGCUACAUGCAGCUGUUUGACGAACUACAUUGGCGCACCGCCCAACUGCCGACCGGAAUGUACAAUUAAUGCGGAAUGUGCCAGCAAUAUGGCCUGUAUAAAUGAGCGUUGUCGCGAUCCAUGUCCCGGUUCGUGUGGCUUUUCAGCGCUUUGUAAUGUAAUAUAUCAUACACCCAGCUGUUCUUGUCCUGUUGGCUAUACUGGCGAUCCAUUUACCAGCUGUCGUCCAUUACCACCUCCACCACCAGCACCAAAACCAGCGGAACCUGUGGAUCCAUGCAUCCCUUCACCAUGUGGCGCAAAUACUGUCUGCAAUAACGGACAAUGUUCCUGCAUACCGGAAUAUCAUGGCGAUCCUAUUAUCGGUUGUCGACCAGAAUGUGUGAUUAAUGCGGAUUGUCCACGUGACCGCGCUUGCGUGCGUAAUAAAUGUGUGGACCCAUGUCCAGGUACAUGCGGCCAACGCGCGCUCUGCGACGUCAUCAACCAUAUACCAAUGUGUCGGUGUCCAGAACGAAUGACUGGUAACGCGUUUGUCGCAUGUGAUCCAGUUCCUGAAGUGGAGUUGAAGAAUCCAUGCCAGCCAUCGCCUUGCGGCCCCAAUUCACAGUGUAUUGAACGAGGUGGCAAUGCUAUUUGCUCUUGCAUUACUGGUUACUUCGGUAAUCCACCAAAUUGUCGCCUCGAGUGUUAUAGCAGUUCAGAUUGUGCACAAAUACACGCGUGUAUUAAUAACAAAUGUGUUGAUCCUUGUCCAGGUCAGUGUGGUCUGAAUGCUGAGUGUCAGGCGGUGCAGCAUCGCGCACACUGCGAAUGUAUACGCGGUUAUACCGGUAAUCCAUAUUCACUUUGUACGAGACCAGAAAUACGACAAGAACCACCUGCAAUACAGAACCCUUGUAUACCAUCUCCUUGCGGUCCUAAUGCUCAAUGUAGCGACGAAAAAGGACAGCCGCGUUGCUCUUGUCUAGCCGAUUUUAUUGGUACACCACCAAAUUGUCGUCCAGAAUGCUCUAGUAAUGAUGAUUGUCCUAACAACUUGGCUUGCAUCAACCGCAAAUGUCGUGACCCAUGUCCCGGUUCAUGUGGUUUUAAUGCCAAUUGUCUUGUAACUUUACAUAUACCCAAUUGUCAUUGCCCAGUUGGCAUGACCGGCGACCCCUUCCGCGUCUGUUAUGAGGCUCCAAAAAUAUUACCACCACCACCGAAACAGGAACCACGUGAUCCUUGCCGCCCAUCACCAUGCGGCCCGAACAGCGAAUGUCGUGGACGUGGCGAUAGCUACACCUGCUCAUGUAUCAAUGACUACAUUGGUAAUCCGUAUGAAGGUUGCCGUCCCGAAUGUAUUGGUAAUUCUGAGUGUUCCUCGAAUCGUGCUUGCAUACGCAACAAAUGCGCCGAUCCUUGCCCAGGCACUUGUGGUGUUGAGGCGCUCUGCACCAUCCACAACCACAUACCAAUUUGCUCAUGCCCUACUGGCUACAGUGGCAAUGCUUUCGUCCAAUGCUCACCUAUUGUAAUAGAACACAUACCACAGGAACGUCGUGAUCCAUGCUACCCAACACCGUGUGGCAUUAAUACGGUCUGCAAAGUACAACGAGAUCAGGCUGUUUGUGAAUGUCUGCCUGGCUUUUUUGGCAAUCCACAAGGUCAGGGUUGUCGUCCGGAAUGUACACUCAGCUCAGACUGUGCCAAAAAUAAGGCUUGUGUCAAUGCUAAAUGUGUCGAUCCAUGUCCCGGCGUCUGCGGUUAUGGCGCACAGUGCCAGACCGCCAAUCACAAUCCAAUAUGCAGUUGCCCCAGUCCAAUGGUUGGCAAUCCGUUUGUUGAAUGUCAUGUGCCACCGCAACCGAUAGAUCCAUGCAAUCCAUCCCCAUGCCGCAGCAAUGGCAUAUGCCAAGUUAUCAAUGAUGCUGCCACUUGCACGUAUCCAGAAUGUGUAACCAAUGAGGACUGUUCACGUAAUCGUGCUUGUAUCAAUCAGAAAUGUCGCGAUCCAUGUAUUAAUGCUUGCGGUGUCAAUGCGAUCUGUAAUGCCAUCAACCAUAAGGCGGUAUGUACCUGUCCAACCGGUUACUAUGGCUCACCGUUUAACCAAUGUCUUCGACAAAUGGAAGAAAUACCAGCACCACGUCCGGAAUGUACCACCGACGCUGAAUGCUCGAACGACAAGGCAUGCGUCAAUCAAGCUUGUCAGAAUCCAUGUGAACUCUCAAAUAUUUGUGGCACAAACGCACGCUGUCACGUGCAAUUGCACAGACCACUCUGUGUCUGUAAUGAAGGUUACACCGGCAACGCUUUCAGUUAUUGCCAUGUCAUCGGUUGUCGCUCAGACGAAGAAUGCCCCGCCACUGAAGCGUGCAUCAACAAACAAUGUACCGAUCCUUGUCCGUACACACAGUGCGGCACGAACGCCAUCUGUCGCGCCGACUACAAUCACAAGGCACGCUGUCACUGCCCAGACGGUUAUCGCGGCAAUCCGUUGGUGCGUUGUGAACGACCCGAAUGCACACGCGACGAUGAAUGCGCCUUUAAUUUGGCCUGUAGGAAUGAACGUUGCGAAGAUCCAUGUAAUUGUGGUGUGGGCGCACAGUGUCGUGUGGACAAUCAUCGCGCACAAUGCCGCUGUCCACCUGGCUAUAGUGGCAAUCCGCUGGUUAGCUGUGUACUCGAAGAACCUAAAGUGGCACCACAAUGUACUAUGGACGCGGACUGUACCAGCAAGUUGGCCUGUUUCAAUGGCGAAUGUAAGAAUCCGUGCGCGGUAACGCAACCAUGUGGCGCAAAUGCUAUUUGUUCCGUAGUGGAUACGCUGCCGUUGCGUACUAUGAUCUGUCAAUGCGAACCCGGUUAUGUGGGUGAUGCGGAUGUGGGUUGUCGCAAAGAACCCGCACGUGAUCAUGGUUGCCAAUCGAAUAACGAAUGCCAAGAUACGGAAGCCUGCCGUAAUGGCGUCUGCGUAAAUCCUUGUAUUGAUGCCUCACCUUGCGCCCGCACAGCCGAAUGCUUGGCUCAGCGUCAUCGCGCCGUCUGCAGUUGUCCACAGGGCACACAGGGUGAUCCAUUCACAAACUGUUAUCAACCACCUGAAAUCACUGCGGGCUGUAAACACGAUUCGGAGUGCCAGUCAACAACGGCCUGCAUCAAUCAACGCUGUCAAGAUCCCUGCGCUGAAGCGAAUCCAUGUGCUGGCAACGCGGAAUGUCGUGUACGCAACUCGCGUCCAAUAUGCUCUUGCCCCGCCGGUUGGGGUGGUGAUCCGCAAUUACAAUGCUACAAACCGGAAUGCAAGAUAAAUGCGGACUGUCCCUACGAUAAGGCUUGUAUCAGUGAGAAUUGUGUGAAUCCUUGCAGUUAUGGUGAGGUACGUUGCGGUACUGGCGCUCAGUGCACACCACAAAAUCACCAAGCUGUCUGCAUAUGUCCGCCGGGCACACAAGGCAAUCCGUUUGUCUCGUGCAUCACCGGUCACUGCCAAUACAAUGAGGAUUGCGCCGAUCAUGAGGCUUGCGAUCGCUUGAAUCGCGUUUGUCGUCCGGUUUGUGAUGAGGACACCUGCGCGCUGAACGCCAUUUGCACUGGCAGACGCCAUCAGCCACAAUGUGAAUGCCGACCCGGCUAUAGAGGCAACCCGUUCGUGCAGUGCGAUGUACCCCGCGAGCCACCCACUAAAGUGGAACCCGAAUGUAAACAAGAUGCUGAUUGUCCAUCUCAAUUAGCUUGUAUUAAUCAGCGUUGCGCCAAUCCUUGCGCCACACCACAUGUUUGCACGCCACAACAGACCUGUCACGUAUUGGAUACGCUGCCUUUGCGUACCAUGAUCUGCAAAUGCCCCAGCGAUACGAUCACCGAUAAUUCGGGUAAUUGCGUACCAAUUAAACAUGAAGUAGUUAGCGGUUGCCAGAGCAACGAUGAAUGUGGUAACAACGAAGUCUGCCAACGUGGUGUGUGUAUCGACGCUUGCCGCUUGGAACGCUGCGGUGUAAAUGCACAAUGUCGCUCACGUGAUCACUAUGCCGAAUGCACAUGCGCACGCGGCUACGAAGGCAAUCCACGUGUUGAGUGUCAAUUGAUCGUACACGAACAGCCGAAAACACCAAACGCAGAAUGCACGAAGAACGAUGACUGUCCCUAUGAUAAGACUUGUAGAAAUGAACGCUGUGUAAAUCCUUGUGUGGAAGAUUCUUGCGGACGCGGUGCCUAUUGUCAUGUACAAAAUAGAGAACCAGUAUGCCGUUGCCCAAGCGGUUUCACCGGCGAUGCACGUGUUGCUUGUGUACCACCGCCAGAUGUCUCUACAAUUGGUUGCAAAUCCAAUUCCGAUUGCUCUCUUAGUGAAUCAUGUGUCAAUGAACGUUGUAUUAACCCUUGCAAUUGCGGCCCGAAUGCCGAGUGCAUUGUGCGUAAUCACCACCCGGUUUGUUACUGUCAACCUGGCUACUCUGGUAAUGCACAAUUCGGUUGCGUGCAAAUUGGCUGCCAAUCGGACGAUGAAUGUUCAUCGGACCAACAAUGCGUGAAUCGUGAAUGUGUGAAUCCUUGUUUGAUCAGUGAUCCGUGUGCCCUCAAUGCUGAAUGCUUUGGUCGUAAUCAUCGCGCAACUUGUCGCUGUCCUGCCGGCUUGGAAGGUGAUCCGUUCCAACGUUGCGUACGCGUCGAAUGUCACUCAGACUAUGAUUGCGCUACAAAUCAAGCAUGUGUACGAAAUCAAUGUGUGAACCCCUGUCAGGAUAGCCCAUGCGCACAAAAUGCCAUUUGUCAAGCAUUACAACAUCGCGCCGUUUGCCGCUGCCCCGAGACCAUGCCGCUCGGUAACCCUUAUGCUUAUUGUGAACGUCGUCCUGUAGAGCCAGUUUGCCGUGACGAUGGCGAUUGUCCAAGUCGCUUGGCUUGCAUUGACAGUAAAUGUCAGAACCCAUGCACCAUACUCUCACCAUGCGCAAGCUCCGCAAAAUGCAGUGUACUGGAUAGUGUACCCGUGCGAACUAUGGUAUGCGAAUGCCCAGAAUCAUAUGUACCAGAUGCGCGCGGUGAGUGCAAACCGAUCGUACUACAGAGUCCACCAGGAUGCAGUAGUGAUGCCGACUGUCCCGAUCAAGAGGCGUGUAUCAAUCGUCAGUGCCGAAAUCCAUGCAACUGUGGCACCAACGCUAUUUGUCAAGUACAAAAUCAUCGCGCCACAUGCUCUUGCCAAGACGGUUACGAAGGCAAUCCCUAUGCAUUAUGUCGCACCAUUGGCUGUCGCAUAGAUAGUGAAUGUGAUUCUGGUAAGGCCUGUAUUAAUGGAAACUGUAUUAAUCCCUGCUUAGUCAAUGAUCCUUGUGGUAUCAACGCCGAAUGCUAUGUGCAAUCUAAUACGGCUAUGUGUCGCUGCAAGAGUGGAUAUCGUGGUAAUGCUUACGAGCGUUGUCGCGUCAUUGGUUGUCUAACUAAUAAUGAUUGCCCCUCUGACAAGAUGUGUCAAAAUGAACAGUGCGUCAAUCCUUGUAUUUAUCACAAUACUUGCUCACAACGCGCCGAGUGCCGCGCGCAAAACCAUUUGGCGGUCUGUCGCUGUCCCGCUGGCUUCCUGGGCAAUCCAUACGUAGACUGCCGUCCAGAACCACAACCUAUGUGCAAAGUAGACACAGAUUGCCCAGCGCGCUUGGCAUGUAUCAACGAUGAGUGUGUCGAUCCCUGCCUUACUCUAGAACCAUGCAACCGACCUGCACAAUGUGAAGUGACACCAACGUCGCCUGUACGUACUAUGAUCUGCAUCUGCCCCGAUGGCUACAUAAGCAGCGGCAGUGGUACCUGCAAACCAACAAAGACAAUUGUCGAGGUUGGCGGAUGUAUUGCGGAUUCAGACUGUGCCACUGAUAAGUCCUGUGUAAAUGGCAUCUGUCGCGAUCCCUGCAAUUGUGGCUUGAACGCUGAGUGUCGCAUUAAAGACCAUAAACCGGUAUGUACUUGUCGUCAAGGUUACGACGGUAACCCUGAAUUCGAAUGUUCCAAAAUUGAAUGCGCUAUAAAUUCGGACUGUCCAUCUACGCACGCCUGUCGCAAUCAACUCUGUGUGCCCGUUUGCCAAGGUGAGCAAUGCGGCACAAAUGCCGAAUGUUUAGCAGUUGAUCACCGCGCUAUAUGUGAAUGUGUGCCCGGCUUCCGUGGCAAUGCCCGCAUCGCCUGUACACCACUUGGCUGUCGCACCGACGGUGAAUGUCCAUCAGACAAGGCGUGUGUCAAUGGCAAAUGUGAGAACCCAUGCGAUACGAAGGCUAUCUGUGCAUAUGACGAAAUUUGCAAGGUCUACAAUCACCAACCGGAAUGUGCCUGUCCACCAGGUACUAUUGCGCGUCGCAACGGCUGUGAACCGCAACGUGACAUACCUAUUUGCCGCUACGAUGGCGACUGUCCCAGCCAAACUGCCUGUAUACGUGGCGAAUGCGUCAAUCCAUGCAAUGCAACACAUCCUUGUGGAGUUAACGCCGACUGUCGUGUCUUAGAUACUGUACCAGUACGUACAAUGAUUUGCGAAUGUUUGGAAGGCUACACCGGCAAUGCGGCCGUACAGUGUGACAAACGCUCAUUGUGUGUGAUUGAGAAAGGCUUCGUACGCGAUGUCGACGGUCAAUGUGUCUGCCCGCCAGGCACUGCUUUGGACAUAUACGAAUAUUGCGCGCCAUGCCUGCCACAACAAGGCUUCAAGAUCGACGAGAAUGGGCGCUGUGUAUGUGCGUUGGAGCGUGGCAUGGUCAUCGAUGAGCGUGGACGCUGUAUCUGUCCGACAGAUCAUGGAUAUCGACUCACACCCGCUGGCGAAUGCAUAGCAGAAGAUCAACCUGGCUGUGAAACGAACGAAGACUGUGCAGACAAUCGCUUCUGCAACACACGUACGAAGACCUGUGAGGAUCCUUGUCUGCAAAAGGUUUGCGGCGUAAAUGCCUUCUGUAAUGCCAUCAAUCAUCGUGCACAAUGUCAAUGCAUCACCGGCUACACCGGCAAUCCAGAGCUUUUCUGCAAUCACACCAACUUCCGUACAGACUUCCCACGUCCCGAUAUGUUAGUCAGCUGUCUGGCUGAUGGUGUACAAGUUGAAAUUCAUAUUACCGAACCCGGUUUCAAUGGUGUGCUCUACGUGAAGGGUCAUAGCAAGGAUGAGGAAUGUCGUCGCGUGGUGAAUUUAGCUGGUGAAAGUGUGCCACGUACGGAAAUCUUCCGUGUACACUUCGGCAGCUGCGGCAUGCAGGCGGUUAAGGAUAUUGCUAGCUUCGUGCUAGUCAUACAGAAACAUCCGAAAUUAGUUACAUAUAAGGCGCAAGCUUAUAACAUCAAAUGUGUCUACCAGACCGGCGAAAAGAAUGUCACAUUGGGUUUCAAUGUGUCCAUGCUAACCACUGCGGGCACAAUUGCCAACACUGGCCCGCCGCCAAUCUGUCAGAUGCGCAUCAUAACGCACGAAGGUGAAGAGAUCAAUUCUGCGGAAAUUGGUGAUAAUCUGAAACUGCAAGUUGACGUGGAACCAGCAACAAUCUACGGUGGCUUCGCACGUUCCUGCAUUGCCAAAACAAUGGAGGAUAACAUUGAGAACGAGUAUAUUGUCACCGAUGAGAAUGGUUGCGCUACAGAUGCGUCAAUCUUUGGCGAAUGGGAAUACAAUGCCGAUACCAACAGCCUUAUGGCUAACUUCAAUGCCUUCAAAUUCCCCUCGAGCGAUAAUAUACGCUUCCAAUGUAAUAUACGUGUCUGCUUCGGUAAAUGUCAACCGGUUAACUGUCGUGGCUACAAUGCAUUCGGACGUAGAAGACGUCGUGCUAUUGCCGAUAAUUCCACCGACACAACAGCGGUGGCAACCGACACCGGCAUGGAGGGUCAAUUGCGCGAGGAAAUAACCAUUUCAUCGAAUGCCAUCUUGACAUUCGAAAAGCGCAGCGGGCCGGGCAUCAGUGAUGCGAACAUCAAACCUGCGGCACAGCGCGUCGAAGACAUUUGCGUCUCCAUGGUGGGUCUCAUAAUAGCGCUCGUCAUAACCGCUUUGCUAGCGUUGGUAGCGGUCGCCGUAGCCGUCUCCUGUUGGCUGAUGGCCUACCGUCGACGACCCAAAACAUUAGCGCCACUACCACAUCCGCCAGAGUUCCCGAAUCCGCUAUUCGCGAAUCCCGAAGCUGUGCCAGAACCUACACCCGAUUAUCUAUCAUAAGCAAUGAUAAACGGGUAAAUACAAGUAUGCAAAUAGUAUAUAGUUUAGUUAAGAAAUUAAAUAAAUGAAAGGAAAUUAGAAUUUAGUAAAGCAAAAACAAACAAUGUAUAGAAAUUGAAGAGUAAAUAAUAUUUGAGAAACAUGUGCAAAAAGUUGAGAGAAAUACUUAAGCAUAUUAUAUAAUGAGAGCAGCUAUUUGCUGAAAAUAUUUGAAAACGUGCAAAGAAAAACAAAAGUGUAAGAAAGCAGCAUAAUUGCUGAAAAUCAACAAAAAUCAAAUGAAAACUAAAUGGUCAAAAUUUGCUAAAAACCUGAAAAUAAAUGUAAUAUAUAGGAUACUACUUCUCAACUCACCAUGACAUUCCUAAAGAGCGUAGCCUAGGUUAGUUAGACGUCCUUCUACGCGCUCGUAUUAUAACUAAUAUGAGAAUUUCAAGUAGCUUUUGGAAAUUUGUGGCAACACUGAGUAUGCGAAAA